Messenger RNA from Pelobates cultripes (western spadefoot toad), 67248 nucleotides. NCBI's taxonomy places the organism in Eukaryota, Metazoa, Chordata, Amphibia, Anura, Pelobatidae. The record is from the annotation of a GenBank genome assembly.
CAGGGCUCCAGAGGGGGCGCUUUGACACUCCCCCCAUCUCACAGCAUUCAGCAUUGGCCAUGAGACCAGCAGCACUCCGGUGAGGGAGCCAGCCUGCACUCAGACCAGCUGCCCGGGGGACCCCCCUGCCCCCCAUCACCGAGGACAUGUCUUUCUUUAAUUUCCGUAAGAUCUUCAAGCUCGGGGGAGAGAAGAAGAAGAAGCAGUACGAGCACGUGAAGAGGGACGUCAACCCGGAGGAGUACUGGGAGAUUGUCGGGGAGCUGGGGGAUGGAGCUUUUGGCAAAGUGUACAAGGUAAGGGGAGCUCUGGGAUGGAGCUUUGGUAAAGUGUACAAGGUGAGGGGAACUUUGGGAUGGAGCUUUGGUAAAGUGUACAAGGUGAGGGGAGCUCGGGGAUGUAGCUUUUGGUAAAGUGUACAAGGUGAGGGGAGCUCUGGGAUGGAGCCUUUAGCAUAGUGAAUAAGUCUUUGGUAAAGUGUACAAGGUGAGGGGAGCUUGGGGAUGGAGCUUUGGUAAAGUGUACAAGGUGAGGGGAGCUUGGGGAUGGAGCUUUGGUAAAGUGUACAAGGUGAGGGGAGCUCUGGGAUGGAGCCUUUAGCAUAGUGAAUAAGUCUUUGGUAAAGUGUACAAGGUGAGGGGAGCUUGGGGAUGGAGCUUUGGUAAAGUGUACAAGGUGAGGGGAGCUCUGGGAUGGAGCCUUUAGCAUAGUGAAUAAGUAUUUGGUAAAGUGUACAAGGUGAGGGGAGCUUUGGGAUAGAGCUUUGGUAAAGUGUACAAGGUGAGGGGAGCUCAGGAUAGAGCUUUGGUAAAGUGUACAAGGUGAGGGUAGCUUGGGGAUGGAGCUUUUGGUAAAGUGUACAAGGUGAGGGGAGCUUUGGGAUAGAGCUUUUAGCAUAGUGAAUAAGUCUUUGGUAAAGAGUACAAGGUGAGGGGAUCUUUGGGAUAGAGCUUUGGUAAAGUGUACAAGGUAAGGGGAGCUCGGGGAUGUAGCUUUGGUAAAGUGUACAAGGUGAGGGGAGUUCUGGGAUGAGCCUUUCACAAAGUGAAUGUGGUUUAGGAGAAUGAGACUUUGCUAAAUUGGACAUGGUUCGGGGAGCUCUGGGAUGGAGCUUUGGUAAAGUGUACAAGGUGAGGGGAGUUCUGGGAUGAGCCUUUCACAAAGUGAAUGUGGUUUAGGGGAAUGAGACUUUGCUAAAUUGGACAUGGUUCGGGGAGCUCUGGGAUGGAGCUUUUGACAAAGUGUACAAGAUGAGUGUAGCUUGGGGAUGGAGCUUUGGCAAAGUAUAAGGUAAGGGAGAGCUCUGAGAUGGAGCCUUUACUGUAGUGUUGUGUUUGGGGGAGGGGAUGCUGGGGGAAGGAGCCUUUGACAGAAUGAAUGUAAUCAGGAAGAUGGAGCCUUUGGCACACUGAAUGUUAUCACAGGGAUGGAACUUUUGGCAAAGGCCUCAUAGUUUGGGAAUAGUCUUUUGGGAAGUUAAUGUGAUGCGUGGAUAAUGCUUUUGGCAAAGUGUUAAAGGUGACGAGCUGAAGGAUGGAGCCUUUGGCACAUUUGUCAACUAGUUUUUUAUUAAAAGAUUUAAAAUUUUACAAUAAAAUGAACAAUCUAUAUAAGAUAAGUAAAAAUAUUGAUACAACAAACACUUUAGUGACUGGGCGAAUGGAGCUUUUUGCAAAUUGUGGUGAAGUGAGCUUAGGAGGGAGCUUUGGGAAAUGUGUGCAAGGUGAUCAGUUGGUAAGAUUUUACAAGCUGAAGGGUGUGCAUAAAAAUAAAGGAAGGUGUUAGAGAAAGGUUAUAUGAGAAAAAUGUGCUGUCAUUAUAAGGCAGACAUGGACAGACAGUGACCUCAUCCACAGAUUAUACAUUUUACCUCCCACAUCCACAAAAAGUAUUGUAAGAAAAUGCUUUUGGUCCUCCUAGAAUUAUCACCAAUGCAGCUUGCUUUUUUAAAGACUUGACAUCUUCAGUCAUUUGCUUAUGUGUUGUUAAUGGGAAGUAUUCAGCUAGUUUUUAAUAUUGUUUAUAUGCAGGGCUUUUAGUCUUGUGAUACUGGCCAGCACUGCAUAGCAAUACUUCAAUUUAAAUGAACUCGCUAAACACCUGGAGUACUUUAGCUUGUUGAAGUGCUUUAUGUACCAAGAGUGUGUACUCCUUUAUAUAAUUUGGACAAAGUUAUGCAGUGUUUCCACGCUAUUUUUAGAUAUAACCCCAAUGAAAUGUUUUUAAAGGAAUACGCUACACACCUAAAGCACUAGAGCCUGUUGGAGUGCUUUUAAAGUGAAUUGGACAAACUAAUGCAGCUUUUGCACACUGUUUUUAGAUACAGCCCCAAUUAAAAAAUGCAUAAUUGAAUGCAUAUAGUUUUACAAUUGGGUAUGUCUACUAAAUUGUGAAAAUAAAUUAAAGUAAACAUUUUUCCAUUGGAGUGUUCCUUUAAAAUUGCAAUAGUCUAUGCAGGAAAUUGUUAGAAAAUUAUUUCAUAAUUUACAGAGUAUUGCACCUUUUCAUACAAGUAAGAUUGUACAUCAUUUUAGAUCAGUUCAUAGCUUCCAGCAUAGUUUAAAAAAAAAAAAAAAAAGUGAAAAAUUCAAUUUAAAGUAAAAUAAAUUAGUAGCUUUUGGCUUAAAAUGACACUAUAGUCACCAAAACAACUUUAGCUUAAUGAAGCCGUUUUGUUGUAUACAUCAUGCUCCUGCAGUCUCACUGCUCAAUUCUCUGCUAUUUAGGAGUUAAAUCACUUUGUUUAUACAGCCCUAGUCACACCUCCAUGCAUGUGACUUACACAGCCUUUCUAAACACUUCCUGUAAAGAGUCAUCUAAUGUUUACACUUCCUUUAUUGCAAAUUCUGUUUAAUAUAUAAUUUCUUAUCUCCUGCUCUGUAACAGCUUGCUAGACCCUGCAGGAGCCUCCUGUAUGUGAUUUAAAGUUACAUUUACAGAGCAGGAGAUAUAAACCUUUUAAUAUAAGUUACAUCGCAUUGAAAAUAAAACCAUUUUGUUUAAAUGCAGUCAGUGUCAGUCAAGCCAGGGGAGGUGGGGAUAGUGCUACAAGGACAGAAACAAAAGUGAUUUAACUCCUAAAUGGCAGUGAAUUGAGCAGUGAAACUGCACGGGCCUGAUAUAUAGACAAAAACUGCUUUAUUGAGCUAAAGUUAUGGGGACUAUAUUGUCCCUUUAACAUCUUUAUGGCAAGGCUUAGAAAAAAAUCUUGGUAUCCUUAGUGUUGGUAUAUGUGGUUAAACCUGGAGGGUUUAAUAUUUUUUUGUAAUAUACGUUUUUAUUGUUUUGAAGAGACAUAAGGAAAUGGGGUACAGAAAGGAAGAAGGGUAGACGCAGGGGUUACAUCUUAGAGUGUAUACAAAUCCAUUGUCAUUCUGCUAGAGUAUGGGCAUACAACAAGAGGUUAAUAAUUGACAUUGAUCGUUUCUAUAGAAGCAGGCCGUUGCAUCAUAUUUUUGAGUCAGGGAAAACUCUUCCUGGCUCCUCCAAAACCCUUCCCUAAAUUGCAAGAUGAUGCAUGUUGCCCAUGAAAGGGAAGUGAUGUUGUUAUAUGCUGGAAUAAUCCUGUUUUUAAAAUAAAAUCUACAAUGUUCAUUAUAUCAUUUGCUUUGCAGAAAUAAAGCAAAUAAAUAAUUAUACCAGUUUUCCUUAAAGGACCACUAUACUGCCCUGAGGGUGCCCCCACCCUCAGGGUCACACUCCCGCCGGGCUGGAUGGCGAGGAAAGGGUUAAAUCUUUUUUCCUAGCACCGGGCGGGGAGCUCUCCUCCGCCUCCUCUCCGGCUGCAUGCGCAGCAGGAGCUGCGCGCGCAUUCAGCCUGCCUCAUAGGAAAGCAUUCAUAGUGCUUUCCCAUGGACGCUGGCGUCUUCUCACUGAUUUUCACAGUUAGAAACACGCAAACGCCUCUAGCGGCUGUUUAGAGGCUGGAUUAACCCUAUUAUAAACAUAGCAGUUUCUCUGAAACUGCUAUGUUUAUAAAAAAAAAAAGGGGGGUUAAUCCUAGAGGGACCUGGCACCCAGACCACUUCAUUAAGCUGAAGUGGUCUGGGUGCCUAGAGUGGUCCUUUAACUGAUGGAUCUGGACUUGAAAAGAUUGCCCCCUCCCCAUUUGUUUGAACAGGCUUAUCAAAUCCACCAGGAGCCAAGUAAUUGUCGUAAGCAUCAUUGCCGAUUUGUUUCAAGGAGGAAGUCUAUCUUUGCAAUAUUUAUUUUGAUGUCAAUUAAUUGUUAUAAUUGGAGAAUAGGUCACUGAGCUUAUUUUCUAAUUGAAAAAUGGGUUGCCAAGCUAUAUAUAUAUAUAUAUAUAUAUAUAUAUAUAUAUAUAUAUAUAUAUAUAUAUAUAUAUAUAUAUAUAUAUAUAUAUAUAUAUAUAUAUAUAUGCAAUUUGGGUUCCCAUACGAUAUUCGGCCAGUUCCUCAACACUCGACAAAGCUCCAGGGAUAAAUGUGUGACUUUUACACACAUGGGUGCUGAGGAAAUGGUUGGUUGAGGAUGUGGUUUUAAUGUGCACCUCAAGUUGAUUUACUCUUCUUGUCAUACGAGAGCUUCCUGCUUCUACUGAAUGUUUUUCUGCAACACAGGUUGCAAGGGACCAAUGAAAGUGUCAUUUUGUUAUGGGAAAGUGGUAGAAUGCAGAGCAACACUGCAGGAAGAAACAAAAUCCGGGACAGAGAGGAAAGAUUGAUCUGUUUAACAGUCCCCACCCCCUGCUUCCUUUUCACCCUUCCCUGCCAAAGAGCUUCUUAUUUCAGUCAUUCAAUCUGUUGGUAAAUGUACAGUUUAUGCAGACAUGUGAUUGUCUUGUGUUAGAAUUGGUAAUGUUGGAAAUGCAGUGUAACUCUGCCAAUGUAAAGCUAUAGGGGAUUAUAUGCAAAACACCAAACUGUAGUGAGUGGCAACAUUUAGUGAAACAGGGCUUUUUACUAAAGUUAAAAUUCAUAGUGGAUUUCGAAGGCCAUAGUAGCUGACUUAGGGAAUUUUUGUAGUUCAACUAUUUUGACUUUAAAGUGGACAUGUAAUGAAAAAAAUUCACUUACCUGAAAUCGCUUCCAGAUACACUGAAUACACUAUAUCACAAAGAUACGUGGUUUAUUCAAUGUAAAAUAUAUUGAUUUACUAACCUUUCCUCAGUUCCAGCGCCACUUAGUGGGUGUCACUCUUUGUUUAAUACUCACCGUGGGGCCGUCCUCCGCAGUGUUGUUUGAUUUGCCCUGCUUGGGGAUGCAUUCUCCUCAGUGAGAUCGGAAGUUUGGCUUUGUUGCCGGUGUUCUAUCAAAUUUCCCUACCCGUGAAAAUCCCCUACGCUCCUCACUUCCAGUGAGGGGAAUCAGCUGGAUCCUGUGCUGCACAUGCGUGCUAACACUUCUGCUACUCCUCCACAGCAAGGUCCUGGAAGGUAAGUAAAACUAGUUUUACACUUUCAUUAUAGUUAGUGCAUUCACUAAGCUUAGGACAUGUGGCAUUUAGGGUUAAUGUUAGGGUUAGGAUUAGGGACUUGUUCAUAUUUAGUGAUAUUUCACAUUAGGGGAAUAUCAUUAAAUUGUGCUUUUUCACACUUUAUUUUAACCCUUACCCCAAAGGGUUAGGGUAAGAAUAGAGUGUGAGAGAGGUUAGAAUCACUUACCUAACCCUAAUUUGAACCCUCACUUAACCCUAAAUGUCCCAUGUCCUAAGCUUAGUGAAUGCACUAACUAUAAUGAAAGUGUAAAACUAGUUUUACUUACCUUGCUGUGGAGGAGUAGCAGGAGUGCUAGCACGCAUGUGCAGCACAGGAUCCAGCUGAUUCCCCUCACCGGAAGUGACGAGGUAGGGGAAUUUGAUAGAACAACGGUGUCGCAACAGAGUGACCACAUUAUUGCACUCCUAUACUCCCUAGCUGGCACUAGAAGCGCUGGCUAGGGAGUUACCAUAGCGCAUGUGCAGUGGUUGCUAUGGGUGGAUAGCAGAGUGAACUCUUCUGGGAGGUAUUUUCUGCUCUCCCUUGUCAGUCAGUUCCUUGGCACGCCAAGAAAUUCCAUGACAGCUGGGAGAAAAAAACUAUAUAUUUUUUUUUUUUUUAAAAAAAGGGUUUUCUCCUGAUCUAUAAAUUUGCUAGCAAAACUGCAAGCACAAUGUAUAGAUAUAUUCUUAUGCUCAAUCUAAUGAACAUAGGUUGUUUGGGGCAUGACCGGUCCGCUUUAAAUGAUUACAUUACUUUGGAUUUCCUAAUUACUUUUAAUAACCAUCAAAGCACUGAUGUGGAAAAGGUCGCCAACUCUGCUAUAGUCACAGCUACACUAUUUUAACUUAAAGUUUGCGAUUUUGUUUUUGGUUCACUGCAGUUUAUUGGUAAAGCCCACUAGAUCUUAAUUUUCUAAGUUAUUUAUAUAUAUAUAUAUAUAUAUAUAUAUAUAUAUAUAUAUAUAUAUAUAUAUAUAUAUAUAUAUAUAUAUAUAUAUAUAUAUAUAUGAUAGAGAUGCACUCUCAGGACUUGAAAAAAUAAUUAAUUUAUUCCAGUAGGUAUAACAUCAAAGUUUGCCGACGUUUCGACCCAUUCGGGUCUUUCUCAAGGUCAAUGUACCUGUGCUUACAAGCCAUUUAUAUAGGACAUAAAAAGAAGUACUCACCAAUCUGUGAAGAACCCCCUGAAUCCCUCCGUGCACACCCGGAAGUGAAACCGGAAAUAGAACCCGCAAUCACAUGAUCCAUGCAUAAGUGAUCAUGUGGUGUUGCUAAGAUACCGAUGGGAAAGCAAUUAAUAAUAAGAUCGGUAAAUAUCUCAUAGAUGUGCAAGUGAAAUGUCUAAUAUCAAUCUAUUGGUAUGUAUAUAAAAUCUAAUUAAAGUGCAAAGUGCAUAAAUCCGCAAAAAUGCAGCCUAAUAUAAGAAAGUGAGCAAAGAUCAUAAGAUCAAAUAUACUGUGUAAAGUGUCACCAUAUAUCUAAAGAAGUGAUCAAAGAUAGAAAAUGUUAUGUUAAAAACAUUUCACCAACCAUGUCAAGUUUAGAAGGCAUUUAGCUGAAGCAGUCUAUAGCAUCAAAAAACUAGCAGGCUAAAUAAAAAGGAAAUAAAGCCAUUAGAAUAAAGGCUCCAAAAACCAAUAAGGAUCACAAAUAUACUUAGAGAAAAAGGAAACCAUACGAUUAUUCAAAGAACAUUAUUACUAAAGAAACAUAGAGAGCACGAUACAAUUGGAGUACUUGGAUACUCACAUAGCUCAGUACCUCACAGUUGAGCACCCCAGACAUCCGGUACUGUACACGCUACCCAAGAUUCAUAAAGACCCACUACAACCACCAGGAAGACCCAUAGUUUCGGCUAGGGGUGGCAUAAUCGAACCAAUUGCCAAAUAUAUUGAUACCUUUAUUAAAGAUAGCAUUAUGGCUUUGCCUACAUGCUCACGAGACACACGGGACUUUAUGUCCAGAAUCCUACAAACACCAUACGUGGAGUCGACAUCCUUAUUAGUUACGAUGGAUGUCCAGAGCCUGUACACCAUCAUACCCCAUAGGGAGGGUGUACAGGCUUUGAGGGAGAUCCUGAUCAAAUCUACCAUAUAUGUAGGUCCGCCAAUUGAAUUCUUGUUGGAAUUUCUAAUGAUUGCACUUACAUGCAACUAUUUUUAAAUUUGAAAACCAAUUCUAUGUGCAAGUAUCCGGCACUGCGAUGGGGGCGGCAAUGGCACCAUCAUAUGCUAAUGCCUUCAUGUACAUUUUUGAAUGUGAUCAUAUUUUGGAAAAAUUUGGACAACAUAUUCAACAUUAUUAUCGGUUUGUAGAUGACCUGUUCAUGAUUUGGACAGGUACCAGGAUAGAUCUGGAACAAAUGAUUCAUGAGAUAAAUCAAUCUUCUACAUCUGUUAUACUGAGUCAUCAAAUUGAUGAAAAAUCAAUUAAAUUUUUGGAUGUCACCAUCUAUAAAAAAGAAAAUAAACUGGAAUUUACCUUAUACCGUAAAAAUACGGAUCGUAAUACUCUCUUAUCUGCCUCCAGUUUUCAUCCACAACAACUUAAGAAAUCACUCCCGGUCUCCCAAUUCUUAAGGACAUUAAGAUAUAAUACAGAAACCGAAAAACGAAGAGUUCAAUUGGAAGAGAUGUGGGAUAGAUUUCGUAUGCGAGGUUAUCAUCCACAAACUCUCCAAAUAGCACAAACUAAAGCUUUGAAUAUAUGGAAUCAAGAAAGAUUGAAUGAUAAAAUUAAGAAGGUACCAAAAGAACCAAAAAUUUAUCUUCCCAUGACUUUUCAUACUGGAACAUCGAAAAUAAGACAAUCUAUCCAAAAACAUUGGGAUAUAUUACGUUCAGAUAAAUCACUACCUCAUACAUUCAUGAGCUCUCCUGUUAUCAGUUACAGAAGAAAUAAAAACUUAAAGGACCUUCUGGUGAAGAGUGACCCAGAAAUUUGUUACCGUAAACCGAGGAGUAUUUUGAAGAAAGGUUGCUAUAAAUGCAGUGGAUGUGUGACAUGUAGUCACAUGGUCAGUGGCACGACCUUUGCUCAUCCCCACAGCGGUCAGAGAAUUAAAAUAUCUCAUUAUAUCACUUGUACUACUGACCAUGCGAUAUACAUGAUCACAUGUCCCUGCAGACUUUCGUACGUUGGUAAAACCGACUUGACGUUGAGAGACCGCAUAAGGGGACAUCGGUCGACCAUAACAACAGCAUUUAGAGAUCAGUAUAGCGAUAAGCCAAACAUUUCCUACAUAUGCAACAUAGACUUCCUUUGUUACGUUUCACGGCUAUUGAUCAUGUCCCCCCAAUGUCCAGAGGGGGUGACAGAUCAAAGAAAUUACUUCAACUUGAGGCACAAUGGAUCCAUCGGCUGGACACAGUGACACCAAGAGGACUCAACGAAAAUAUCGUGCUCUCUAUGUUUCUUUAGUAAUAAUGUUCUUUGAAUAAUCGUAUGGUUUCCUUUUUCUCUAAGUAUAUUUGUGAUCCUUAUUGGUUUUUGGAGCCUUUAUUCUAAUGGCUUUAUUUCCUUUUUAUUUAGCCUGCUAGUUUUUUGAUGCUAUAGACUGCUUCAGCUAAAUGCCUUCUAAACUUGACAUGGUUGGUGAAAUGUUUUUAACAUAACAUUUUCUAUCUUUGAUCACUUCUUUAGAUAUAUGGUGACACUUUACACAGUAUAUUUGAUCUUAUGAUCUUUGCUCACUUUCUUAUAUUAGGCUGCAUUUUUGCGGAUUUAUGCACUUUGCACUUUAAUUAGAUUUUAUAUACAUACCAAUAGAUUGAUAUUAGACAUUUCACUUGCACAUCUAUGAGAUAUUUACCGAUCUUAUUAUUAAUUGCUUUCCCAUCGGUAUCUUAGCAACACCACAUGAUCACUUAUGCAUGGAUCAUGUGAUCGCGGGUUCUAUUUCCGGUUUCACUUCCGGGUGUGCACGGAGGGAUUCAGGGGGUUCUUCACAGAUUGGUGAGUACUUCUUUUUAUGUCCUAUAUAAAUGGCUUGUAAGCACAGGUACAUUGACCUUGAGAAAGACCCGAAUGGGUCGAAACGUCGGCAAACUUUGAUGUUAUACCUGCUGGAAUAAAUUAAUUAUUUUUUCAAGUCCUGAGAGUGCAUCUCUUUAUCCUCUAUAUAUUUUGUCUACAUGGGAUUGCACCCAGGCGAUAUUGAGCUACACAUUUGAAAGGGUGAGUGCCAAGAAAAACAUUGUUUUAUAUAUAUAUAUAUAUAUAUAUAUAUAUAUAUAUUUUACAACACCGGUGAUAGCUCUUUCUUGUUUACACUUAUCAGUUUCCGAUAUAUGGAAGUUAAAAUGGCUAAUGAUUUUACUGUUUGACACAAACAAGCAUAGAACAUUUUCAAUGCUAAAAUAAUUCAGAUGGGUUACAGAAAACCUAGAUCCAUGUGUAUAUGAAGAGGGAUCUAUCUUUCUGAUUACAGUGUUUUACCAGUAUAUGUUUAUGGUAUCAUAGGGAGGUAUAACAGAUGUAAUCUUCCCUGUUUGAUACCGCAAUCUUACUGUGAUUGCAGUGUUCUCUUAUUCCUUGCAAUCUUACAAGAACACAUUGCCCACUGGUAUGACAGGAUAAUACACAGCAUUAUUUCUUUAACAGAAUUUCCUCAACAAGAGGAAGUGUCACUGGCAAUUAUUUACUAGCCUUUGAUUAGUAAUGUGGCUGUCAUUUAGCUUAGGGAACACUAUCAGUAUACAGCAAUCUUCACUCCCUCUGCUAGAAUCUGCCUUGAGGUUAUAAAUAUUAACACCAGAUUGUGGUUUUGUUGUUUGUUUUUUGUGUGUUUAUUUUUUUUACAUUUUGUUCCUGACUAAGUCUUAUUUAAACAUGUUCACGUUUGUACUUCUGAACCAUUAAGAAAAGUGACAUAUCUAGCAACAAUCUUUUGCCUUUGGAUCUAUAGCUUGUAGUUUGAAUUUAGUUAUUUCUCUUCGUCUUGAGGUACAUAUCAUAACAAGAUACAGUGAGGAAUGUAUAGUAAAGCCGCUCGGUCACCCUUUUUUUUUUUUUCUUGUUUUUGUGGUGCUCUGCUGUGCCCCUCUGGGUAACCUAACUUUAUUUUUUUCUCUCCUGGAAUUACAUUGCUUUAGAAAGUUAAUACAUAAGGAAGAGUAGGGACUAUGCUUCCUUAUUUAGAAACUGCGGGCUGACACAAGCUGGAGCUUUAAUCCAAAAACCUAAUAUACAGGGAUAUAAUUUCUAAUUAGUGGGGUAAUAGCUGCUUGAUCCAAGGAGAUAUCUGACUGCCAUUUUGGGGUCAAGAAGAAAUUGUUUUCCUAGUUUGUUGCAAAAUUGGCAGUGCUUCAAACUGUGUUUUUGCCGCCUUUUGGACCAACGGCAAAAACAUAUGAGGAAGGCUGAACUUGAUGGACGCAAGUCUCUUUUCAGCUAUGUAACUAUGUAAGGUCAAUGUCAUUUGUCAUCUUUGUCAUUGGUUGCCACUUCUUACGCACCUCCUUUCAGCAAUGACUCUUGCAAGAUCCCGAUGAACUGGGCAUGCGCGCAUGUACAAGGGAAGGGAAAGAUACUUCUGGGGAGCGCCAUGGUGGAUUUACCAAGAUGGUGGCGCUGUGAAUGAAAACCUGACCGGUAAGAAAUGGAAUUCUCGGUGACCGCUUGGCCGUUGCUUUAAAAAAGUUAAAAGGAGAAUUUAUGGGAGGAUUUGUUUUGUUAAAAAUGUGGAACAUGAAGAGAUAAUCUUUGGAAAGGUUAGAUCCUAAGCUGUUGCAGAAUGAAAACUCCCUUGAUGCUUUGGAAGCUCCCAACCAAGGGCCACUUAAGUGUCAGUCCGCGAGGAAUCAAAUAAUUGAUUGACAGUGUUUCUUUAAGGCUUGUAUAACACCAUGGAAGUUGUAGUUCAAGAGAUCUGCCUGUGGCCUGCUCUGCCAUUUUAUUAAAAAAAUAAAUAUUCAGUCUUUGUUAAAUGCAUUAUAUUGAGGUAGUAAUUUGAAACCGCUUCACUACUACCAGUCUUUAGGUCCUCAUUAUCUAUUUUCCUGCUAAGAAUAUGUGAAAGCAACGUGUCAUAUAGACUCCCCUUUAGAAUGAACUAAAGCAUAGUCUAGAAUUAGACUCCUGUUCAGGAGGCUUAAGUUGAGUUUCAGUUGAGUUUAGUCCUCUUACCUAGGCCAUUAGAAUAUCAGCCAGGUUCCUUCAAAAUUCAGGAAAAAUGCUUGUUCGCCCUCUCUUGUCCAAGAAUAUAACUAGUGUUUAUGGCAACAGAGUUGAAGAGUCGUGAAGCUGAUUUGUAAAUUGUAUGGUCUGUUGACUAAAUGUCGAGUUUUUGGUGAACUGACAACCAGCCCUCAAAAAAUAGACUUAAAUUAGCAUUGGAGAACAAAAUACUAAAUUCUGUGAAUUAAGAAUUUACCUUUUUCUUGUUUUGCAUAUAAAUCAGUGGCCUCACCACAGCUGGUUACAUCAGUGUCCUUGUUAAUUAUCUCAUAAUUUUAAGGAAUAAAAUAAUAAUUUGUCUUCUAUAUGCCAUUAGAGAAAUGGGAGUGGUUUCAAAUUAACAAGAUUUCCUAGAUAUCUUCCUGUCCAGACGUUUCCUGUGCUGCUUUGAAAGAACUGCAAAUAUUGAUGUAAAAUAAAACAUUUACAUUUUGCAGCAAGCAUUCUCUUUAUAUUACUAAGAUAAUCCUAUGAUAAGAUUUUCAUACUUCAUUGAUUUUUUUUUGAUUUUUUUUUUUUAGGGAAAUCAGUCUGUAAAUUUGGCAGCAAUUUUUGCAAAACAGUUUAUCAACACGAAAGCAUACUUGUGUCUUUGUUUAAUACUGUAUGAUGCUCGGAAGGAGUUGCAGUUUCAUAUAAUGAACUACUCAUGUCGGGCAUUUGAAGUAGAGUAUCUCGGGUUGAUUUGAAAACUAUUCUUUCCUUCCCCUGAUUGACAAAGAAGCCCAGUGCAGUUUUUGCAUUGGAUGUAAAGCAGUGUUUAAUUGUUGCUUUUUGUCUCCACAUGGAUUUUUAUUUAUUUACUAAACUUUUUUAGCAAAUCCCAUUGUAACAUAGGUUCAGAUAAUCAAGGAUUGUAAAAUGUGUGCGUUUGUAGUAACCAAAGAAGGAGACCCUUUUUUAGAUACUGGCCUGUGACCAUAGUUUACUGCAGUAGCCGUUGCCUGUUGCCUGUCGGUUUACCAAUUAAUACAGUGUUUGAGUUUAUGUAUUUCUGUCUGGGACAGAAAUUACACAUGAGUUAAGCAUGGGAAAUGUUUCAUUUGAAACAUGCUUAGUGACCCAUUCAAGUGUAAUAGAACACCUUGAGCUCAUCCCAGUAUAAAGGGGUUUCUGCUGCACUGGACGGCACGAAGACAGCAUUAGCAUUUAUUAACACAAAUGUAUUCUUAAAGGAGAAGUUUUAUUGUGUUUUACAAUUUAUAAUAAUCUCAUAUUGCGAAUUUCUAAUUUGUGAAACAAUUUGCAAGGCAUGUCAUAGGAGACACUGGAUUUUCACUUGUUUUUUUUUUAAAUUUUUUUAAAUCCAGUGUUAACCAUAAAUAAAUAUCCAGUAUAAAUCACAAUAGAAGCUGAAUUGUUUUUCCCACCGAAAAUGCUGUAUAACUUUAAAAAAAAAAUAUGCUGUAUGUAUGUAGAAUCCACCAUCUCCCCCCCUCCCCCCCUUUUUUUUUUUCUCUCUGAAAAUAUUAUUUAAUGGAACUAGGGAUCAACCAAUAUCAUUUUUCCAAAGACAAUACAGAUUAUCAUUAGCCUUUUGAGCCGAUUGCUGAUAACUACUGCCAAUAUCAUGUGUAGUUAAAGUUUUACAGCACAAUUUUUACACGUAUCUGGGCUGAUACCAAUUAUUGUAAAAUUAUAAAUAUCAGCUCUAAUUUUCAUCACAGCAGAUAAUCAGUCUUUCUCUAAAAUGAACAUGCCAAACAUCUAUAGCACUUGAGCUUGGGAGGGUUGCAAAGGCUGCAGACACAAUCUGCUUAAUGUCAACCUGAUUUUAGAUAUCCCCUCAAUGAAAAGCAUAAUUAAUUGCAUGUUUAUUUUCAUUGGGAAAUAUUUAAAUGACCACUAUAGGCACCCAGACCACUUCAGCUCAAUGAAGUGGCCUGGGUGCCAGGUACCUCAGGUAUUAACCCUUCAGAUGUAAACAUAGCAGUUUCAUAGAAACUGCUAUGUUUACAUAGGGUUAAUCCAGCCUCUAGUGGCUGUCUUCCAACAGCCACUAGAGGUGCAUCUGCGAUGCUGGAUGCAGAAAUACUUUCCUAUGGACUUUUUAAAUGCGUGUGCGGCACUUGCUUCACUCGGGAGCUGACGUCGGCUGGGGAGGAGAGGUCACCGGCGCUGGAUUAAGGUAAGAUGCUGAAGGGGUUUUAACCCCUUCAGCACCACGGGAGGUUUUCCUGUCACUAUAGUGAUCCUUUAAUAGCAAGUUUUUUUUAAUUUUUUUUUUAUUUGGUCUCUUUAAACAUCCAUAAUGGUAACAUGAAUUUAAGCAAUUAGAGGGAAUGGUGUCAUAUAAAAUAAAUAUAUGGAGUUAUUUCAUAUGACUGUUAUCGAGAUCUAAAAUGGCAAUAUCUUUUUACUCAAUACCUAAGCGGGAAAAAAAUAAUCCAUUGACGUUUCCCUUACCCUUCUCUUAGCUGUAAUACAAGGCUAUAUGUUAAGACAUUUGACACAUCUGGAGAGCCGUGGUUCAUAAAAAUAAAAAAAACUGUUGAUUUAACAUUUUGAAUAAUCUAAGUAAGAUGUGUUGUCCAGUUGUGACAAUUACUAUUAAAGUGCUCACGUGGAGAGACUGCAUCUCUAGCUGUGAAAAAACAACAUAGUUUAAGCCUAAGUUGGCAGUGGGAGACCUUCUAACCGGUUUCUAAUUGGUUUUCUUAGUGUUCUGGUGCACAUCACGCCUCUAAAUAUGACAAAGUAAUGUGUAUGUUACAAACCAAAUGUGGUGUGAGAUAUUUCACCCUUUCUGCAAACAGCACAUGCUGAGUUAUACAGCCUCAAACUGUGUAACCACUUAAGUCUGCUAAGAUGUCAGUGAUCACACACUGCCAAUUAAAUCCUCAGUUUACAUGUUAAAUUGCACUUUGGCUCUUUUAAUAUUACCACAUGCAUUGCAGAGCUAUUCCCAAACGUGUCUAGUAGUACUACAGCGUCAAUGUUACAUUUUCAACUUAAAAAUGUUUGAUCUAGUUUUAUAUAAUGUAAUAGAACGCUAAAGAUGCAGUUACAUGAUUUCUACAUUAACUUUCUUUACACCAUUUAUUUUAAUAGUAAUAGUCUUAUUACUAAUAUUACUAAUAUUCUUUUAAAAUAGUCAAACAUUUACCUGGAACCAGGUGUCAAGCCUCUUUCAGAUCUUGGUUCAAUCAAAUGCUUCUCAUAUUGCAGCAGUGAUGGACCUUCAGCGCGUGUGCAGAUUCUUCACAUAGAGAAGCAUUGAAUCCAGUGCUUUUCCAUUUGUAGAAAUGAAUCUAGGCAGUGUCAAUUUGCAAAAGGCUGGACCAGUUUUAUAGAACGUAGAAAGGUGGAAUUAUGCAGGUAAGGAGACAAAGCUAAGUAAAGAUUGGUGUGAAAGAGCUGUCACUAGAGGGGAUAAGGGGGAGAAGUUGCAUUGAGGCACACAAUCCGAACGUCUACUUGCAGACCCACUCACAGCGCUGCCUGCAAGGUAAAAAAAAAAAAAAGAUUCUGUCUGUUGCUAUCGUGCAGAGUGGGCCAACGACAGGUGUACUUUUUGCACAGAACUAACUCUGCUUCAGAUUGCCUAGCGUUCGUUCUCUGCAUGAUGGCAACAGACAGAAUCUUUUUAUUUAUUUUAUUUACCUUGCAGGCAGCACUGUGAGUGGGUCUGCAAGUAAGUAAAAUGCGCAUGGGGUGUGUGGCGGCACGAAUAUUUAGUUUAUUGCUAUGUUAUGUUUUGAGUAUAUGCCCACUACUUGCUGUUAUUUCAUUCUGUCAUCCUGAGUUGCUAGCUGAUUUUGCUGUAAUAAUCGAAUUUUUAAAGGGCAGUCUUUCAACUUAAAGGAUCACUAUAGGGUCAGAAACACAAACAUGUAAAAAUCCACCAUUUAUAUGGCUUGCCUCUCCCUAGCCCCCUCAGAAUGAGUUAAAACGUACCUUAUUUUCAUCUCUCCACGGGUUUGCCGGCGCUGGCCCCGCCCCCUUGGUGACAUUAUUACAAUUGCAGAUUUUUAGCUAAUCCAAUGCUUUCCCAUGGUUAAAAUCGGCAUGGGGGCGGGGCCAAUCGUCGUUUUGGCCAAUCAGCACCUCCUCAUAGAGAUGCAUUGAAUCAAUGCAUCUCUAUGAGGAAAAUUCAAUGUCUCCAUGCAGAGCGUGGGGACUCUGAACGACAGGGCUGCUCACUGUGCAGGCCUGAGCCAGGAAGCCUCUCCAGUGGCCUUCUAAUGAGUGGCCACUUGGAGGUGUUCCUAGGGGCAAGGCAAACACUGCCUUUUCAUGAAAAUGCCUGACUGGAGCUAUUAUACUCACCAGAACAACCACAUUAAGCUGUAGUUGUUCUGGUGACUAUAGUGUCCCUUUAAGUCAUUUUGGGCCAGAGAUGCAGCCCACAUAUGAAUAUAGAGCCAUUUCUUCACUGUUUAUAUUUUGCAGUUUCUGCACUUACUGUCAGGCAGACAGCCAGUAGAGGUGUUCUGGCACAAAUAGAUUCAGUUAGUGAAACACUUUUAUGUCCAGCGUCCGCAUGCAAAGUAUGUUGACCAUGAACGAUGUGCGCCACCAGUGCUUCUCAUUGAGAAUCAUUAGAUUUAAUGUUUCUCUAGGAGAAGCAUUGGAUUGGUGGACCAUGGCAGUUGGAGCGCAUGCACCAUGUGUUUUAGGUGCUUUUCUAUGAGAAGUAUCUGAUUGGACAAAAGUCAUCAGGAUUGAUGGCGUCAUUGGAACAGGAUUGGGCUGACUAUCUAGGAGCAGGAAUAAAGUUAGCCCCGAAGGAAGUGCUGAAGUAGGAGCAAAACACAUCAGAUUAAUUUACUUCUGCUUGAUGCCCAAGUUGUGAUGUGAUUACUAGAAUGAAGGUUCCCCAUAUUUUUUCAUGUUGAUCGAGAUGUUAUUUCUUUCUUCAGGAAUCUAGCAUUUUCAUUCUCCUUUUAUAAAGCGGCACUGUCACAAUCUGGGUACUUUGCAUCAUUUGCAAAGACUCCUGAUGGUGCAUUGCCACUGGGUGGCCGGUUCCUGAGUGGAGGGAACAAACACAGGUGAGUUUAAUGUAACUAAACCUGUCCUUUGUGUGUGCUACCAUCUUCUUUCGGCCGGGAAGCACCAGGUACAGAGGUCACAUUUGUACUCUGACACAUAUGCAGAGGGACAGAGCACUGAACAAUGGAAUUAAAAAUUCUACUGGUUUAUCCAAAUUGCACUUGUUGUGUGCGCGUGCAUUUAGGUUUAUAAAGUAUGGAAGCUCUGUAUGGCAGGAUGGGGCCGAUGUACAGUUUUAUAGUAGACUUGUUGGUACAACAGAUUGUAUAUAUGAGGGUGUGGGACUGAUCUAGAGCCUUAAAAGAAUGAUAUAUUGCCAUUUGCUUUCAAUCUAGGUUUUUGGCAUGUGAAAUCUAAAGCAGAAUAUGUUCCACCUAUGUGUGUGUGUGUAUAUGUGUGUGUGUGUGUGUGUGUAUAUGUAUAUAUAUAUAUAUAUAUAAUUUUGUCAUUUCUGCUUGAUGCUGAACAAAACAGGAAAAAAGAGAGCUGGGUACUGCUACUUUAUAGUUCCAUUAUUACAUAUAUAAGAAAUGCAGUUUAUAUUUAGAACAUUCAUGGGGGUUGUUCAUUGUAUUGACUGGGAAUUAACUACACAGCCCUAUGACUCUUUCUUUCAUUGAGCUCACAAAAGCAGAACAUCUUUAUAUACAGAGCAGUACCUCUUUACUCAGCCUUACUUGCCCUACUAGAACAAUGGUGUCUCUGUGGCCAGACAAAGCAUUUCUGAGAAAGCUCAGGAGAAUUGUACAAGGAAAUCCCUAUAUGUUAAAUGGAUGGACAGCAGACAGGAUACAUGCAGCCGCUGUUAUAUUGCUUCCCCUGUGCUUUGCAACAGCCAAGAUGUUCAGCAUGGCUACUUUGUGCAUGAAAUUAAGUUUUUAUUACAAAAACCCCAAUAUGUGCAUAAAAAUAAUAAUAGAAAGGGGAUUACACUUUCCUGUUACAGGGACAUAUACUGAAUAAUUGAUGAAUGAAAAAAGACACACUCCACUCCAAAUUCAAAAUACAUUUAAAAAAUAAAUAAAAAAAAAUCGAUAUUUAGUAUAUACUGCCAAUUAAAACUUUCAUGCAUUUAAUAAUGUUCAUUUUGUUUAUUUGUAUAUUAAAACAGCUUGAAAAAGUUACAGAUCUCUUGUCUGCGUUGUCUGCAGCCUUUGUAAUCCCUCCCCUUCCUGCCCAGACCUUAUGUGGCUGUCCAUUCAGUGCAGCCCAAUGAGAAGUCAGGGCAAGUCAGGUGCUCGGAGCAAUUGCAUCCUUCAUGAUUUUAGUUCCACUGAGCUAAACUAUCAGGAAGAGUAACGGGACCAGUUGUCUGACAGCCAAAGGGUGUAACAAGUUUAACCCCUUAAGGACCAGAGUUUUUGCGAUGUUGUACGUUAAGGACCAGAGCGGUUUUAACACUUUUGUGGUGUUUGUGUUUAGCUGUAAUUUUCUGCUCUCUCAUUUACGGUUCCCACACAAAUUAUAUAUUGUUUUUUUUCAGGACAAGAAGGACUUUCUUUACAUACCAUUAUUUGUAUCAUGUCAUAUAUUUUUUGCUUUAAUAAAAUAUGGUGAAAAAUUGAAAGAAAAACAAACAAACAUGUUUUUGGACUUGUACUUGAAAAAUCUUUUAAUUAUCUACAAAAGCUAAUGAAAAGACCUGCUAAAUAGAUUCAAAAUUUUGUCCUAAGUUUAAAAGCACCCAGUGUUUACAUGUUUUUUUGCUUUUCUUUUGCCAGUCAGAGGGCUAUAAGUACAAGUAGGAAAUUGCUCUUUCAUUAUAUAUAUUUUUUACAUUUAUCAAUAGUGACAUUGUAACACUGUUAUCGGUUAUAAAUCCCCGAAUCACACCCCCACAUGUACAUAUUUUUUUAAAGUAGACAACCCAGGGUAUUUAAUAUGGGGUAUGUUCAGCCUUUUUUAGUAGCCACUUAGUCACAAACACUGGCCAAAGUUAGCAUUUAUAUUUGUUUGUGUGUUAAAAAUGCAAAAAACGCUAACUUUGGCCAGUGUUUGUGACUAAGUGGCUACUAAAAAAGGCUGAACAUACCCCACUUGCAAUACCUUGGGUUGUCUUCUUGCAAAUGGUAUGCCAUCAUGGGGGUAAUUCUCAUUCCUGGGCUACCAUACGCUCUCAAAGGCAACAUUACCAAUCUGAUAAAUUUCAAUGAAAAAAAUUAAGCAUUAUAUUUGACCCUGUAACUUUCAAAAGCACUAUAAAACCUCUACAUGUGGGGUACGGUUAUACUCAGGAGACUUCGCUGAACACAAAUAAUAGUGUUUCAGAACAGUAAAACCUAUCACAGCAAUAAUAUCAUCAGUGAAAGUGCCGUUUGUGUGUGAAAAAUGCAAAAAAGUCACUUUCACUGACCAUAUCAUCGCUGUGCUAUGUUUUUACUGCUUUGAAAGACUAAUUUUUGUGUUCAGCGAAGUCUCCCGAGUAAAACAGUACCCUCCAUGUACAGGUUUUAGGGUGUCAUAGAAAGUUACAGGGUUAAACAUAGUGCUAGCAAAUUAAAUUCUCUGGACUUUCGGCCUGGGUUCUCAGGCUUGUCCCUCAAAUUGCAAUCAAUAAAAUUACUUAAUUAUGGAAUAUUACAUAAAUAUGCACGUAGAAUUUAAAUAUAUAUACAUAUUUAUAUAUUUGAAGUCUAUGUGUAUAUUUAUGUAAUUAUGUAUAUGGACAUGUGUAUUUCGUAUUUUUUUUAUUUUUUUUUAUAUACAUAGAUAUAUAUAAUUUCUUUCUAAGUGUAUUUUGAUAUAAAUAUAUGUUAAUAUCAAAAUUACGUUAGAAAAAAUUACACACACAUAUAUAUUUAAUAUUAUUAAAAAUUAUUUUUACAUUUUGUAAUUUAUUUUUAUAUACGUAUUAUAUAUAUUUUAUAAUAUAUAUAAUACAAUACACAAGAUCCAGCGCACUCACCUAUCCACUAAACAGCAACUUCAAUGUUGAAAGAUUUUAUUUGUUUUUUUAAAAACACCUUAUCUAGGCAAAAAUAAUGGGGGUUUAGUUACAUUAUAUGAUCAUACAUUGCAUAAGCCUGCCACAACGUCAAUAAGAAACUUGCCAUUCCUGAUUUCGUGCUUGCUUUCGGUAUCUUUAGAGAUAUUCUAUGCACGGCUCAUCCCAAUAGAAGGGAGGAACUCGAUCUAUAUAUGCACAAGCUGGUGGACCUCGGUAAUAAGUAUGGUGGCUAUACUUUUUACGAUUACCACAAGUCCUUUUCAUCAAAAGUGUCCGCCACAUUGUCUCAGUACGGCAUCCAGAUGGAUUGGAGCCAACUGGACAAUGAGCUGUUCCUCAGACAUUUCGCAGGUCUUAGGACCCCAGCUUGUGCCAUAUGUACAUCUCCCGCUCACGCAGCUAAUUUCUGCCCGCUCUGUCCGGACAGCGCUCCCUGCCCAUCCUUGCAUCAUCCCACUAAGUCUGAGAAACAGACCAGAGACAAACUGGGUCGUCCAGUGGUGUAUCUAGGUAAAUCUCAGAUUUGCAAUAAUUUCAACGAAGGCUCCUGCGGCUACAGCGCCUGCCGCUUAUUACACGUAUGCUCACAUUGUUUCAGGGCACAUGCGAAAUCCAUGUGCCCUAAUAAAAUGUACCAGAAACCUUAUUUGUCUCCGGUAAACGUUCCUUUACUUGCAUAUAUGCUAUCCACUCACCCCUCUAAACACCUUGUUGAUUUUUUAUGUACGGGUCUCACCCAGGGUUUUCACACAGGGGUCAUUUACAUGCCAACUGGGGUAUUAGAGUGUCACAAUUUACAGUCUGCCGCUAACCACGGCUGUCACCACACUGUUACAACUGGAAGUGGAUCAAGGAUUUGUCAUUGGGCCUUUUGUUAACCCCCCCUUUUCCAGCUGGAGAACUAACCCUAUCGGGCUGGUUUCCAGCAAAAAUUCUGAGAAAUUAAGACUUAUCAUUGACUUAUCCGCACCCCACUCCUCUGCCAUCCCCAGCCUAAACUCAUUGAUUCCAUCUGAGGAAUUUUCCCUACAAUACUCCACUAUUGACGACGCUACUGCAGCUAUCAGAUCUGCAGGGUGGGGGGCUUGGCUCAGCAAGACUGAUAUUGUGAAUGCUUUUAAAUUAUUACCUAUACACCCCUCUCUGUGGCACCUGCAUGGCGUCAAGUGGCAAGACUCCUACUACUUUUUUACAAAGCUCACUUUCGGUGCCAAAAGUAGUCCCAGGAUUUUUGACACAUUUGCAGAAGUUUUGUGUUGUCUUCUCCCCAAUACCUGCAGGUGCCCAAAUGUGAUACACUACUUAGAUGAUUUUCUUUUCAUCGAAUCCAAUUCCACCCCCCCACGUAGCCUAGACAAAGCAACCAAACUAUUCACAUCCCUUGGUGUUCCCGUGUCACCCACUAACUCUGAAGGACCAGAUACAUUGAUUAACUUUCUGGGUAUCCUGCUGGAUUCAUCAACUAUGAUGGCCAGCCUCCCUAGAGGUAAGGUAGUUCACAUCCUACACGAUAUUAGCCACUACAUGCACAGGGGAUCCUGCAAUCGUAAAGAACUACAAUCACUUCUGGGUUCACUAAAUUUCGCCAUGCGCAUAAUCCCCCAGGGCAGGGCUUUCAUUUCUAGGCUCCUCGCCCCUGUUCCCCACUUUCGCCAACGACCAUGUCCGCAUAUCCUUAGACUGUCCUGCGACCGCUGACCUCCAGAUGUGGCACAAAUUCCUCUCGGAAUGGAAUGGGAGGAGCAUGUUCCUCCCGCAGUUUGAUUCACAGUCACCGGUCAUUUGGACAGACGCAGCGUCAUCAGCAGGAUAUGCGGCCAUCUUCAGCACAGAAUGGAUCUGGGGGACCUGGCCGGCAGAAACACAGGGCAUUGAGGGUUUUCACACUAACUCAGCCCUAUUUGAAAUAUACCCUAUAGUUGCUGCAGCCGUCACUUGGUGUAGGUUGUGGAAAGGCCAGUCUGUACGCUGCUUUUCCGACAACCUGGCAAUAUGCCACACUAUCAACAAAGGUCGCUCUUCCUCCUUGACGAAUAUGAGUUUCCUUAGGAAACUGACUUGGCUGGCAGCUACCCAUCAGUUCCACAUUGUAUGCUCUCACGUUCCUGGCAUCUACAACACGGCAGCUGACCAACUCUCUUUCAGUUUCAGGCUUUCAAACUGUCCUCGGCAGCUCGUGUAGCAACCCCAGCGCCAACUUUCCAAGAACUUGUCAUGGAGUAGACGAAUUACUUCAGCACAGUAAAGUUCUUACCAAGUUAGCCUUAUCCACCAGCACCCAACACGCGUAUCACAUAGCUUUUCACUUGUACAAACAAUUCAUGUCUGACCGUCACCUAGCCAACUGGUUUGAGGUUUCUUCACUGAUAGCUUUUGCAUCUUUUUGCCACCUUAAAUUUAAGUUUUCACAUAAUACUAUUAAGCUAUACCUCACGGGCAUACAACACCAUAUGUAUUGCUCCUUCCCUAACCACAAAGGGUUCUUAACUUCUUACCCCAUCCGAACACUACUAAAAGGCAUAGCCAAAGCAGACGGCCCUGCAACUCCCAAGAGACUUGCCAUUGACAUUAAACUGUUCAAAUCCUUGUCCGACCUUCUUGACCAGGCUCCAUUUGAACCCCAUACGAAUGCGGUCAUUAAAACUGCUAUUUAUCUAGCGUUCUAUGGGUUUCUUAGACCAAGAGAAUUCACCAUUAGUGGCCAGCACCAUAGCCAAGGGUGGCUCCUCACCUCCUACCUCAGGAAACACACCGACUACUACGUUCUGACCCUACCUAAGACCAAAACAAGUCAGAUGGGGGAACCUGUGCACAUAACUUACUACCCCACAGGAAACAAGUGGUGUCCGGUGCAAGUACUAGACGCUUUCCUAGCUACAACGCCAACACGCACCACAAAACCACUACUAAAGCUACACAACGCAAUUCUAACCACAGCAAAAUUCAUGCUGCAUGUCCCUAUGCUCAUCACCCGACUUGGUCUCAACCCUAGCAACUACUCGGGGCACUCCUUCAGAAUUGGAGCGGCCUCCACGGCAUCUAGCCAAGACAUCCCAGCACACGUAAUUAAGACUCUGGGUCGCUGGAAGUCUUCGGCUUACACCACUUACAUUCCUAACCCAGUCCAAGAGAUUAGGAGGGCUUUCAUUAAAAUGUCUAUUUAAAUAUGUAAUGAUGUAUUAUGUUUUCCGAUUAAAUGUUAUCUUUGAUUUAUCUUUUUUGCCCACUUUAUUUACCGGCCUACAGCAUACAUCGGUUUCGGCACACCUCAACCGACUAUUUCCUUGUUAUGUUAUUUUCUCUCCACCAGUGUAUUUCAUGUACAAUGAGAAUGCCCCGAACACAAAUAUGUGUGUGUGUGUGUGUGUGUGUGUGUGUAUAUAUCUAUCUCUAUUUAUCUCUAUCUAUCUCUCUCUCUCUCUCUCUCUCUCUCUCUCUCUCUCUCUCUCGAUAUCUCUAUCUCUAUCGAGAUAGAUAUCUCUAUCUCUAUCGAGAUAGAUAUCUCUAUCUCUAUCGAGAUAGAUAUCUCUAUCUCUAUCGAGAUAGAUAUCUCUAUAGAUAUCUCUAUCGAUAUCUCUAUCUCUAUCGAGAUAGAUAUCUCUAUCUCUAUCGAGAUAGAUAUCUCUAUCGAUAUCUCUAUCUCUAUCGAGAUAGAUAUCUCUAUCUCUAUCUCUAUCGAGAUAGAUAUCUCUAUCUCUAUCGAGAUAGAUAUCUCUAUCUCUAUAGAUAUCUCUAUCGAUAUCUCUAUCUCUAUCGAGAUAGAUAUCUCUAUCGAUAUCUCUAUCUCUAUCGAGAUAGAUAUCUCUAUCGAUAUCUCUAUCUCUAUCGAGAUAGAUAUCUCUAUCGAUAUCUCUAUCGAGAUAGAUAUCGAUAUCUCUAUCUCUAUCGAGAUAGAUAUCGAUAUCUCUAUCUCUAUCGAGAUAGAUAUCUCUAUCGAGAUAGAUAUCUCUAUCGAGAUAGAUAUCUCUAUCGAGAUAGAUAUCUCUAUCUCUAUCUCUAUCGAGAUAGAUAUCUCUAUCUCUAUCGAGAUAGAUAUCUCUAUCUCUAUCUCUAUCGAGAUAGAUAUCUCUAUCUCUAUCUCUAUCGAGAUAGAUAUCUCUAUCUCUAUCUCUAUCGAGAUAGAUAUCUCUAUCUCUAUCGAGAUAGAUAUCUCUAUCUCUAUCGAGAUAGAUAUCUCUAUCUCUAUCUCUAUCGAGAUAGAUAUCGAUAUCUCUAUCUCUAUCGAGAUAGAUAUCUCUAUCUCUAUCUCUAUCGAGAUAGAUAUCUCUAUCUCUAUCGAGAUAGAUAUCUCUAUCUCUAUCGAGAUAGAUAUCUCUAUCUCUAUCGAGAUAGAUAUCUCUAUCUCUAUCGAGAUAGAUAUCUCUAUCUCUAUCGAGAUAGAUAUCUCUAUCUCUAUCGAGAUAGAUAUCUCUAUCUCUAUCUCUAUCGAGAUAGAUAUCUCUAUCUCUAUCUCUAUCGAGAUAGAUAUCUCUAUCUCUAUCUCUAUCGAGAUAGAUAUCUCUAUCUCUAUCUCUAUCGAGAUAGAUAUCUAUAUUUUUUUUAACUUUAUUUUAUGAUUUUCCAUUUGCAGGGAGACUGCCUCUCAGCACACAGUCCCCCUGCAGGCAGAUACACAGGCACCUAUUGCGGUCAUGUGAUCGAGCGGUCCUGAUCUGCCGCGGGGAGACUGUCUGGGCAGAUACAGUCCCCCUGGACCGGGAGGAGCGCUGAUCGCCAUCAUCGGUGCUCAAGGGGAUGUUUCCGAUGACGGUCCUGAACCGUCAUAGGUCGUCAAGGGGUUAAUUUAUAAAAAGUGCAAAUGUCAGUUAAAAUCUGCACUAAGAUAAAAAAAACAGGAGAGAGUGGGAGUGUUCCUUUAACUUAGAAUAAUGGUUUGUUUUUGUUACAUUUAAGUUGCCAAAUGAAGCAUACAUGAUCAUCAUACCUUUUAUAUUCUUUCUUAUUCUCUUCUUUCAACCAGGCUCAGAGUAAAGAAACUGGUAUUUUAGCAGCGGCAAAAGUUAUCGAUACAAAAUCUGAAGAUGAGCUUGAAGAUUACAUGGUUGAAAUCGAUAUUUUAGCCUCAUGUGACCAUCCACAUAUUGUCAAACUUUUAGAUGCAUUUUACUAUGAAAACAACCUCUGGGUAUGUAUUAUUUCAUUGGGAUGAUAGAAUUUAAAUAAUGAGUUUAUACACUGUGUUCUAAUGUGUCAAUAAUGUUCAGUACUCUCAUGUAUGCUUAGCAGCACUUUAAUUUAGAACAAUAUUGAAAUCCUAAAUAAAGGAUACUCUGUAACCACUUUAUCCACAAAUAGCCUGUUUAAUCAACACUAACCCUGACAGAACAAAUGAUCAACUUUUGUACAAUGAUGUGUGCUUUAAUGAAACACUUUUGACGCCCAGUGUUAUUUAUAUGAGGCAGUCUCUGGCAAUUUCCUGAAGGAGAGGAGCACAGAGGACAAUCUCCUUCUUCUCAGCUUUGGUGUUAAAUAGAGAUGUCGCGAACCGUUCGCGAACUUCCCGCGAAUGGCUCGCCGCGAACCGUUCGCGGCGAGCUCGGGUCAGCUGACACAUUCCGGCCAAUCUCCAGCAGACCCUCCCUCCCAGACCCUCCCACCUCCUGGACAGCAUCCAUGUUGAAGCUGCCUUCAACAUGGAUGCUGUCCAGGAGGUGGGAGGGUCUGGGAAGGAGGGUCUGCUGGAGAUUGGCCGGGAUGUGUCAGCUGACCGGAGCCGUUCGCGGCGAGGCGUUCGCGGGAAGUUCGCGAACGGUUCACGACAUCACUAGUGUUAAACUGUUCAUAAUUGGUUUAACCCCCUUAAGGUAAUUGCCCAGAACCUCUUGACAGACUGUAACUUUAAGGAACACUAUAGGGUCAGGAAUACAAACCUGUAUUUCUGACCCUUUAGUGUUAAAACCACCAUCUAGCCCCCUGACCACUUCUUGCCUCCCUAAAUAUAGUAAAAUCUUACUUGUAUUCAAGUCUGCAGCUGCUGCCUAUGCCCCUGUCUGCCUCUGGCCUGCCUGCUGUUUGCUGACAUCAUCUGAAGUAGUGGUCUGAGCCAAUCACAAUGCUUCCCUAUAGGAUUGGCUGAAUCAAGGUGGCAGAUCAGGGGCAGAGAUAAAAUUCAUAGGGCAACACUAUAUGAUCAAAAUGUGGCCCCUUUGUGUUAAUAUUGCACUCACAAAAAGUCAGGGAGCCCAUCAAGGUUUCUUUAAAUGCUCAGCUACAGGCAUCCUCAGUGUCCCAGGGUACAUGUCAAAAGGAAAAAACUGGACAUAGUAUAGUAAUGUUGGAAAUAUAAAUAAACACUUUAAUUGAAUACACUUACAAAAAGUGAAAGGUAAAAAUGCCCAUCAGUUAGUCUCUGUGUCCCUCUGUAUCAGCUGAAUGGGAGACCAGACUAAGCAAUGGUAUGCAGCUCUACGCGUUUCGUCUUAGUAUUUUUCCAACUUUAUUUAUAUUUCCAACAUUACUAUACUAUGUCCUGUUUUUUCCUUUUGACAUGUACCCUGGGACACUGAGGAUGCCUGUAGCUGAGCAUUUAAAGAAACCUUGAUGGGCUCAUAAUACUGACUUUUUGUGAGUGCAAUAUUAACACAAAGGGGCCACAUUUUGAUCAUAUAGUGUUGCCCUAUGAAUUUUAUCUCUGCUUUUAUUCUUUAGGUGUAUUUUAUAUUUGCAUUUUGAGGACGUUUGAGGAAUCCUCUUGUUACAGCCUGAUAUAUAAAGGAAGUAAUUACCUUUUAUUGUGUGUGUGUGUGUGUGUGUGUGUGUGUGUGUGUAUAUAUAUAUAUAUAUAUAUGUAUGUAUGUAUAUAAUAUUGUUUGCUAGAUCAGGGGCAGAGCCAGCACAAGUCAAACACAGUCCUGGCCAAUCAUCAUAUCGUCCUAGAGAUGAAUUGAAUCAAUGCAUCUCUAUGAGGAAAGUUUAAUGUCUGCAUGCAGAGAGUGGAGACACUUAAUGGCAGCGUUGCACACUAGGCAGCACUGCCCCAGGAAGCACCUAUAGUAGCCAUCUGAUGAGUGGCAAGUGGAGUUAUCACUAAGCUGUAAUGUAAACACUGCAUUUUCUCAGAAAAGACUCACCAGAACGAAUACAGUAAGCUGUAGUUGUUCUGGUGACUAUAGUGUCCCUUUAAUGGAGAUGAAGUUAUUAUGAUGCCCGAAUUGUUCUUUUAAAUGGCAGUUUUGGUGCAUAGAUCCUGUCCCUUUUCUUGAAUAAUGUGAAAUAUUUCUGUUUUUGAUAAAGCAUGUUUACAUUUGAGUAAAAACACAUCUCUACUGGCUGUUGGUCUCGAGAGUCAGUUCCUCUUUACAUCCUUAGAUUUUAUUUUUUAAUUUUCUUUACCUUUUUUUCUUUUUGAUGGACUUCGUAUUAUUAGAAGAUGAAAAUAAUAGUCUCAAAAAGAGAAUGAGACUCAAAACUGGUUUUAAACCGAGUAAAGGAAAAUAUCAUAAUACAUAUUGUAACUCAGGAAAUCAGCACUGAGUACUGGUAGUAAAACUUGCCAAUAUCCUAAACAAGAAGAACUCUCUCCCAGUUAUCCCCUAGACCACAUAACUCGGUGCUGAAGAUGAAAAAACCCUGACGAAGGUGCAACUAAUGGACUGAAACGCGCGUCUUUCCUGUCCUCUACACAUGGUGGCACAAGGUGUUUAACUUUUUUAUUUUGUGUUUUUUUUUUUUUUUUAAUCUUAAGCACUCGUUUCCAUUUCUCAUUAGGGACAGUAUAGAACACUCUUGAAGGUGUUUGGCGUAGGAGCAAUAGGGAUUUAACUCUGGAUCUGCACUGUCCUUUUUACUGCUGUUUUUCAAGCAUUCUCUGAUGACUCUUGAGUUUUCUCUACAUUCUAUUAGGGACAGCAUAGAACACCCUCGAAGGUGUUUCACCUAGGAGCAAUAGGGCGGAUUCAGUUUUAUAUAUAUAUCCCUACUGGUAGCCUCCUCUGGCAUUUCAGAUUUAUCUGUAUUAUAGCCACUAACUCGGUCCCAGUGUUGGUGUCAGUACUUCAUUGAGUCUUUCUAUCUCCCCUAUUGACUUUGGUACGCUUAUCCAUACAAUUUUGAGUCACAAUUCGGAUCGUUCCAUACAUAGUGCCUUUUUAUUCGUUACAAUAAAGUAUUUUUUAAUUUUUCGGCAUUUUUUGGAACCCUUAUGUGAUUUAUAAUAUUGGCAAGUUUUACUACCAGUACUCAGUGCUGAUUUCCUGAGUCACAAUAUGUAUUAUGAGAUUUUCCUUUACUCUGUUUAAAACCAGUUUUGAGUCUCAUUCUCUUUUUGAGACUAUUAUUUUCAGCUUCUAAUAUUAUAUUUUGGGUACAAGCCCUUCAUUUGGUGGAUCUGGAACCACCAUACUGACCUUUGUGUGUUCAGUUCUCACAUUCCGUGAGAUUUGGACCCAUAUUUAUCCUUUUGUAUUUAAGGACUUCAUAUUAUGUGUCAUGACACAUAGCAUGAUUACACUGAACCCUCCUAAUCAUAGGCAUUGGAAUAGUGGAGAGCAGUGUUUGCUGCACUUGUGCCACCUGUCCUCAAUCCGUCUGAUUUCACGAAAGUCACCAUGUGUGCCCAGCUAUUUACACUGCAGUCUGAGGCUUGAAUCUGCGAACCACUUAUAAGCUGAGAGUGUCCGCUGACACUUUCAACCUAUCAGUAGCCCCCAAUUUACAAAACCUGCUUAAAACCUAUUUUUCCCAAGCUGAUUUUUUUUGUGAAUGGGGAGCUACUAAAAGGUUAAGAUCAGUACAGAGCAAUCAAGUGCCGAAUUUAAGGCUUUGGGGUUAAAUCAUUCAUUAACAAUUUGUCGCUAAUUGGUUUUAUUGAUGUUUAUUGUAAAGACAACUACAAAACAAAGGUAGCCAUGACGAAAGAUGCUGUGAUAUAUAUAUAUUUAUGUUUCCACCAGAUUCUUAUCGAGUUUUGUGCUGGCGGAGCUGUAGAUGCUGUCAUGUUGGGUAAGCCUGAUCCUGGUAAAAUGUCCAAAAGCAUUAAUAUCAAACUGUUAUUCAACCAAUUCUGCCAAAUGUUUGAUUUUUGUUGUUUUCGCUAAAACAUACUGGUGACCCCUUUUUUCUAAAAAUUAGAAUUCUGCAGAGCAAAUAAUAUUAAUAAAAUACCUCCAGGACGGUGUUUGUCAUUGUGCCUGAUUCCUUCCUCUUCAUCUGACUUGCCUGCCAGGAGUUGUCUCACGUUUUUUAGAUUAAUACUGUAAAGAUGAAUUAUAUUUAAUUGUUUUGGAGCUGUUACAUACUUGCUGUCCAGCAUUUCAGCAUUUCUGUUCUUAGAGUUCUGGGUCCUCUGGUCUUGCCCCACUGUUACACCAUUGGCCCUGCUUGGGGACUCUUUGCCCCUUUCCUGUGAUGCUGACCUAUUGGUAUUAAUACCAGCACAUCCGUGUCAGAACGGAUUGACAUCAGUUACUCGGUUCCUUUAUUACCCUGACCAGCGAAAGCUUAUAUUUGUUGCAGGGAUGUCUGUGACAGAGCAGGAGGUGAGCAUGUGAGAGGGUUCUCCUGCUCUGCCCUAGCUGUCAGUCCUCUGUAUAGAUAUCUUUGUUAAACACUGGUUGACAAGAUGGGAGGGAAUCAUAUAUUUGUAAAUGAAAAUCUGUGGUGUAGCAUUUAAGCUUGUACAAUGUAUAGAAUAAAGGUUCUGUUCUUUAAUCUUAAAGCAAGCUUGUGUGUGCCAUAAUUGGCACUUCAACAUUAUUAUUUUGACUUUGUGUUGCCUUCCAGACUGCGCAGGCAUAAUCUAACUCACAUUUUGAGUCUCCACUUUUGUAACUUUACCCAAAUUCAUGAACGCUAAAAAGUAUUUUUUGCAACCAAGCUCUUUUUUAUAGCCAGGUAACACGACUUGUCUUGCUACUUAGUGGAGUGUUCCCUGUACAAAGCGGUGACAUUCCAUUUCUUAACUCAAAGUGUUUUUUGUGUAUAUUUGCAGAGCUGGAAAGACCUCUUACAGAACCUCAGAUACGAGUUGUUUGUAGGCAGACUUUGGAGGCAAUGCGGUAUUUGCAUGAAAACAAGAUUAUUCAUAGAGAUCUAAAAGCAGGAAAUAUACUUCUUACGUUGGAUGGCGAUGUCAAAUUGGGUAAGCAUUCUAAUAUUAUAAUUCACUAAAUGUUUGUCAGAGCCAUCAACCACACUUAAACCUGUAAUGUCCACAGCAGAACUUCUUAAAUACAGCACAUAUGUUUAUUCUACAAACAAUAGGCUAGAUUAAAAUUAUAUAAUAAAAACAAUUGUGGAAUCCUAUAUUAGUCUUCUGCUGGCAUGAUCAGAAUGGGGGAAUUACACAAACAAAAGCAAUCAAAUGCUCAUCAGAAAAUCUGCUAAUGGAAGUGCCUGGAUUAGCAGAGAGUUGUCACUUCCUGGUUGCUGGAGAGGCUUUUCAUUUUAUGUUUCAUAAUGUACACCGUAGUAAUUACAGCUUAUGGUAAUGUGCCCAUGCAGAUAUUUUUGGCAGAUAAUUAAGAAGCGAAACUCUCUUAUCAUAAAGUUACCAGCAGAAGGGGUGGGCUGUGGAUGUCAAGGAAUCUUCAGUUUUUUGUCAAAGUGAUUAAGAGGUGUUUUUUGUUUUUUUUGUUUUUUAAAGGGAAUGUUCCCCACAGCCUCCUAGAACUGUAUCCACUGCAGUUAGUUAUACCUGUAGUAUUCGUUUAAUGCAUUUAUAAUCAUAAUAAGGUAUCAGCUUAGGCAUGUAAAUAUUUCCUUAGACAUUUAUCAAGCCGCUUUGCCUUCUUGCAACCACAUUACUAUGUGUUUUUCAGCAAAGCCAAGCGCUAUUGUUUUUUUUGCAAAAGUGUUGUUUUUAUUGAAUUUAAGCCAAUCAUUCUCAGCUAGUCUUGAAGUUGCUAUCCUUUAGAGCUCAAGUAGAUUUCCUACUCUUGGGUACUGUACUGUGUUUUUUCCAGGAGCACUCUGAGCAAUAUGCCCUCGGGUAUUUUAGGAACCAAUCAUCUUUAUUCUUUGUUUCUACUUAAGCACAAAUGUACAUGCUACAUUUUAAGCUUGUUAGUGCAUCAUUCUAAUUAUUUGCACAGUUAUAGAUAUUGAUUUAUUGCAGUCUUUCUAGAAAGUAACUUGGUCAUCCCCGUGCACAGCUCUGCAGACUGUGUAUUUGCAUUAAAAAUGUGUUUGGAGAUGUAUGUAUGUUGAUACAGAUUGGGAAAAAAAACCCCAAAAAACUUUUUAGAAUGUUCUCUAGUACUGCAUUUUUAAGAUAAUGUCAUUGCAUUUUAAACUGGUUAAUAAUUUUUUUUAAAAUUCUUUGAUCUAUCCACAGCCGAUUUUGGAGUUUCUGCAAAAAAUACUCGGACUAUACAAAGAAGAGACUCAUUUAUAGGUACACCUUACUGGUAAGGAUUUUGCUUUCUACUGGUUACACAUUUGUCUCUUAAAUGAUUUACUGUGAGGGGCUAACCUGUUACAAGCACUUCCUGCCUGUCAUUGCCAUUCAAUGUUUUAUGAAACAAAGCAGAAGUUUGUUUUUAGUGUAUAUGAGAACCCUUUGUAUCAUCAAACCUCUCAAAUACCUGACAACAAACUGGGGAGAUGGAACCGAACAACACUGCACACCCAUAACCACUAUAAUUUGCGGUAGUGGUUAUAUUGAUUAGCUCUUUAAAAUAUGACUCUGUCUUGUCUUUACAAAAAUAUAAAAUUGUCUUGUCCGUAUGUAUUUUUCACAAAUAGCAUCAGUUGUCACAUUGUCGUCUGUUUUAUGUUUUAAUGUUUACUCUUCUAAACACAGGGUGAUGUUUGCUUUUCCUGUGUAGCUAAAUGACUAAAGAUGUCACAGAAACAUGGCUGAAUGUGCAAAGGAGAGGUCUCUGAAUGAGUGCGUGGUCAUAAUGUAGAAUCAACUAUAAAUCCUGUAUUGGAUGAUUUUUGUAUGCCAUAAAGAAAUGUACAUAAACUUAAUGUCAUUUCAUUGCAUCCCUGGUACUUUGUUAGAGCAAUUUCUUGUGCCUGAGUGGAAUUCAUUUAGUAACAUGUUAAAACUUCGGUAAAGGGGUAUAGCAGAGUUUAAACCAGUCUGCAAGUAUCUAAUGAACAGAGCAGAUGAAUAAAAUGUGUGUAAAAAAAAUAAAAUUGUUUUUAAAAAGUCAAUUUAAAUGUCACCUUCACAUGCUCUUUCGAGUAUGGUGACCACUACUAGAAUUUGUCACAAGUAAACAAUUUAUUUUACAGACUUCUAGGUUUCAUGUUAUUGCUAUUUGGUUAAAUUAAUGUUUAUUCUCCCUAGGAUGGCUCCAGAAGUGGUAAUGUGUGAAACGUCAAAGGACAAGCCAUAUGAUUUCAAAGCCGAUGUUUGGUCACUUGGUGUUACGUUAAUUGAAAUGGCUCAGAUUGAACCCCCUCAUCAUGAGUUAAAUCCAAUGAGAGUUCUGUUAAAGAUUGCAAAAUCAGAACCCCCGACCUUGGCACAGCCAUCCCGAUGGUACGUUUUUAUCAUAUAAUAUUUAUUGCAUUUUUUCUGUAAGGAACAAUGGAAACCUGGUGGUUCUUACCUAGUUAAAUGUCUGUGCUAAGUGUAUAAAAGUAAUAGAAAUAGAGAACGUUUUACCUUAGACAUAUUUGCCGUUUGCAGAUUACUUAUACUUUGCAAACACUUAUAUGCUAGCCGUGAAAUGUGGGUUGUCCAAACAGACAGUGGUGCUAAUUUAUAGCUUAUACACAUUUUGUAGAGGGCAAGUUCAUUUUAAUAUAAAACUUUAUUAUUAAGAUGAACAGGAUUUUGUAGCUGUAAAUCAGAAUCAUAUAAUGUUGUGAAGUAAUUGACUACAAGGCUAAUAUAGUCCUCAAACCAACUUUAGCUUAAUUAAGCAGUUUGGGUGUAUUACAGUUCCCCUGCUCAAUUCACUGCCAUUUAGGAAUUAAUUCACUUUGGUUCUGUUUAUGCUACCCUAGCCACAACUCCCCGAGCUGUGAUACACACAGCCUUCAUGAAAAAAAGGUCAGAUCUUACUUUAGAGGCUUUUAUCUCCUGCUUUGUAAAUUGAACUUUAAUCACACACAGGAGGCUCCUGCAGGCUAUUAACGGAUAUUAAUAAUAAAUUGUAAAUCAAACAGAAUGUGCAAUAAAGGAAGUUUUAACAUUAGAUCUCUAUUUAUACGAAAUAUGUAGGAAGGCUGUGUAGGACAUACAAGUGAGGCAGUGGGUAGACCUACAUAAGCAAUGAUUUAACUCCUAAACAGCAUAUAAUUGACCUGGAAGACUGCAGGGGCAUUAUCUGUGAACCACAGCUGCUUCAUUAAGUUGUUGUGGUGCCUUUAGUAUCCCUUUAACCCCUUAACACCAUUAGAGCAUACUGUGCCACCCCCCCCAUUAUGGUGACAUAGUACACAAUUUACUUAGCUGGACCGGCGAUCCUGGUGCCUCAGGAGACAGGCAGUACCCCUGCUUCCUUUCCGCAAAUCACAUGGCCGCAAAGCAGUCUGAGACUGCCCUCGGUGUCUGAAAAAAAAAAAAAGUUAAACACACACAUUUAAACAAUAUAUUAUACAUGAUAGAUAUAUAUAUAUAUAUAUAUAUAUAUAUAUAUAUAUAUCUCUAUAUCUAUCUCUAUAUCUAUAUCUAUGUGUGUGUGUGUGUGUGUAUAUAUGUAUAUGUAUAUAUAUAUAUUUAAUUAAAACACCUGAUUAGCAUAUUAUACAGAUAUAAUGUAAUUCUAAGUGUAUUUUGGUAUUAAUAUAUACGUAUAUUAAUACCAAAAUACAGUAAGAAUUAAAUAUGUUUUAUAUAUGUAUAAUAUGCUAAUCAGGUGUUUUAAUUAAAUAUAUAUAUAUAUAUACAUAUACAUAUAUACACACACACAUAUACAUAUAUACACACACACACAUAUAUAUAUAUAUAUAUAUAUAUAUAUAUAUAUAUAAUAUAUAUAUAUAUAAUCUAUGUGUGUGUAUAUGUAUAUGUAUAUAUAUAUUUAAUUAAAACACCUGAUUAGCAUAUUAUACAUAUAUCAAACAUAUUUAAUUCUUACUGUAUUUUGGUAUUAAUAUACGUAUAUAUUAAUACCAAAAUACACUUAGAAUUACAUUAUAUCUGUAUAAUAUGCUAAUCAGAUGUUUUAAUUAACUUCUAAUAAAUUAGACAUAUAUUACAAAAUAUACAUUAAAAAAAAAAAAUUAAUGUCAGAAGCGUAUUCUGAUAGAAACAUAGAAUGUGACGGCAGAUAACAACCAUUCGGCCCAUCUAGUCUGCCCAAUUUUCUAAAUAUUUUCAUUAGUCCCUGGCCUUAUCUUAUUGCUAGGAUAGCAUUAUGCCUAUCCCACACAUGCUUAAACUCCUUCACUGUGUUAACUUCUACCACUUUAGUUGGAAGGCUAUUCCAUGCUCUACCACUUUAGCUGGAAGGCUAUUCCAUGCAUACACUACCCUCUCAGUAAAGUAGUAUUUCCUGAUAUUAUUAUUAUUUUUUUUUUUUCAAUUCUUUAUUUUUGCAAUGACAGAGGUAGUGGCAUUCCCACUGUAUAUAAGCUUGAGCAAAAGCCAGUUCAAGGUUCAGAUGGUAUUGGUUGUUACAGAACAUAAAAUUCAAAGCAUAUCAUACUUUCUCGUGUGGUAUGGUUACUAUUUUGUCAAAGUAUAUUGAUAUUAAAGGGAAGAGAAAAAACUUAAGCAACAAUAGAUACCAAAGGCUUUUGUAAGGAUAACAUGGUUGCCUGAUAUUAUUUUUAAAUCUUUGCCCCUCUAAUUUAAAGGAUCACUAUAGGGUCAGGAACACAAACGUAUUCCUGACCCUAUAGUGUUAACACCACCAUCUAGCCCCCCUGGGCCCCUCAUGCCUCCAUAAAUAUAGUAAAAAUCUUACUGUAUUCAAGCCUGAAGCUGUAAAUCUUCAUGCUGUUAGACUCAGAAAAACAAGCAGUCUGCUGACCUGUGGUAACCUGAUCCAAUCACAGUGCUUCCCCAUAGGAUUGGCUGAGAAUGACAAGGAGGCAGAUCAGGGGCAGAGCCAGCAUGAUUCAAACACAGCCCUGGCCAAUCCGCAUCUCCUCAUAGAGAUGAAUUUUAUAUAAAAUGUAUAUUUAUCUACUAUAUUUAGAUAAUUUUAUAAAUUACAAUUCAAAGGACUUGCCUGACAACCCAGGCAGAAAGUCAAUUGAAUUUCAUUUACAAGCCCUAUAUUUAACCCUGUAACUUUCCAUAAAACCUGUACAUUUGGGGUACUGUUGUACUCGUGAGACUUUGCUGAACACAAAUAUGACUGUUUUAAAACACUACAACUUAAUGAUAUCAGUGACAGUGCAGUUUUUGUGUGAAAAAUUAAAACGAACUUUGGCUAGCUUUUGUGACUAAGUGGCUACUACAAAAGACUGGACUUACCCAAGUCUGAAUAUCUUGGGUUCUAUACUUUUGUGAAUUAUAUGCCAUGAUUGGGGUAAUUCUCAUUCAUUGGCUGCUACAUGGUCUCAAAGGCAACAUAGGCCACCUAACCAAUCUGGCAAACUGAAAUGGGAAAGCCCUGUAUUUGUCCCUGUAACCUUCCAAAACCCCAUAAAACCUGUACAUGGGGGAUACAGAUGUACUCAUGAGACAUCGCUGAGCACAAAUGAUUUUUUUUAGAGCAGUAAAACUUAAAAUGACAAUGUUUUCAUCAGUGAAAGGGCAUUUUUGUUUGUGAAAAAUGCAAAAAAAAAUAUAUAUGAACGCUAAUUUUGGCCAGGGUUUGCGACUAAGUGGCUACUAAAAAAGACUGGACAUAUCCCGUUUUGACUACCCUGAAUUAUAUACUUUUGCAAAUGGUAUGCCAUGAUGGGGGUAAAUCUCAUUCCUGGGCUGCCAUACAGUCUCAAAGGCACCAUAACCAAUCUGGCAAAUUUGAAUGUGUAGAAAAUUAAAUGGGCAAGCUCUAUAUUUGACCCUGUAACUUUCCAAAAUUCCAUAAAACCUGUGCAUGCAGAGUAUCGUUUUACUCUUGAGACAUUACUGAACACAAAUAGGAGUGUUUUUUAGCAGUAAAAUGACCAUGAUGUAAUCAUUGAAAGUGCAGUCUUUGUGUGAAAAAUGCAAAAAAACUAAUAUAAAAGCUAACUUUGGCCAGGGUUUUUGACCAAGUGGCUACUGCAAAAGACUGGGCAUACCCUAUUUUGAAUACCCUGGGUUGUCUACUUUUACAAAUGGUAUGCAAUGCUGGGGUUAAUUUUCUUUCCUGAACUGCCAUAAAGUACCAAAAGCAACAGUCCAGCAAACCAACCUGACAAAUUUCAAUGUGUAAAAAAGGGAGAAAGCACUAUAUUAGACCAUGUAACUCUCUAAAACCCCAUACAACCUGUACAUAGUAGGUAUUUGUGAGACAUCACUGAAUACAAAUAUGUGUAAUUUAUUGCAGUAAAAACUAACAGUAUUAUGAGAUCAACAGUUAAAAUGCCACACAGAACUUUAAAAAUAACUUAAUUACUUAAUUUCUCAACAUUUUUUAAAAUUGCAUUCAUAUUCAUUUGUUUCAUAUAUAAAUACUUGAUAUAAAAUAAAAGCCCCGUUUCCCCUGAACAAAAAGAUCCCUAUCCCCUUUCCCCUCUCCCUCUUAAUAAAAUUGUGAACUACCACCUGAUAAGGGUGUCCUUUUAAUAAAAUUGUGAACCACCACCUGAUAAGGGUGUUCUCUUUAAUAAAAUUGUGAACCACCACCUGAUAAGGGUGUCCUUUUAAUAAAAUUGUGAACCACCACAAUUACCAAAAAAAUCACUGCAUUAUGUGAUGUGUAAUACGAUUGUAUAGUAUCAUAAAUGCACUCAAAUAAUGUUCUGAAAGGGCUAUGAAGCUGGAAAAAUGAGCUGUAGUCUCGGUAUAGAUGUUUCUUCUGAUAAUAAUCUGUUUUGCCUGCUUAUGCAGUGUGUAUGUGAAUAGGAUUAAUGUUAUUCCCUCCACAAUAGCAUAUCUAUAAAUGUGCAGAAAAACACACCUAUUCGGGGCUCUAGAAAACUGACCUAAUAUGGAACACUAAAAUACACCACUGUAAUGUGUAGCUGCACUCAUAUUAUCCCACAGUUGAUUUUAGACAGAUGUUACCGUUCACAUCUGAACAAAUGGAAAUUAAUUCACCAUGAUAACCUAGAAUUUGACAGCGUAUAACUUUGUCUUGGUAACAAAGCACUAUAUAUAUCAUACAUGCAGCUGAAUUGUGUUUUCUGUUUAACUGUGAGAUAUCUUGAAAAAUAACCCAAACCUACAACCUGCCUGCUUCUGUUACCUGGCCAUGUAAACUUGAACAUAAUAUCCCCUCUUCUCUGGAUCAUACUUGGAGAAUAUCAUGAGAAAAUCUUAAAGUACCCUUUCUCAUAAAAUGUUUUUAUUUCAGGUCGAGAGACUUCAACGAUUUCUUGAGAAAGUGUUUGGAAAAGAAUGUUGAUAACCGAUGGAGUACUGCACAGUUGCUACAGGUAUUCUGUUUAAAUGAAAGACGUUUUAUGUUUUACUUUUUAAAUUGCAGAAACUACUUCAGAUUAAAAUAGUGAUUAUAUAUAGAAGCCGCCAACAAAAAGGUAAAUGCAACCUUAAAAACCCUAAUCCCCCAACCUGACAUUUAAAAGAUAAAGGGACAUAUUCACUAAAUAGCAAACUGUGCUGAACAGUUGCCCAAGACUGUAAAUUGACAGUGAAAGCAAUUCUCCAACUUGGCUACUAUGGAUCAAUGUAUGUGUUCUAAUUCUUUGAACUAUGAUAAAAUAAUUUUUAUUGAAAAGUAAAAAUAGAAGAAUUGGGAAGAUUCCACAAAAUAGAAGAUAUGUGAGACACCGGACACCUUUUGUAGGGAAACAUGUUUAUAUGUAGAUUCUGAUUACUCUCCAGCCCAGUAAGAUUGUCUAAAUGUUGCAGUGUUUCAAGAAUUGUUGUGUAGGUUAUCAUUGUCUGUUGUGUUGUCUUAGGAUGUGAAGGCCUUUUACAUAUUUUCUAAAGCAAAAACUUUUUUAUGUUUAUUUUAAGCAUCCAUUUGUAUCUUCUGUGAAUUCCAACAAGCCAGUCAGGGAACUCAUCGCUGAGGCCAAGGCUGAAGUGUUGGAGGAAGUGGAAGAAUCUAAAGAGGAGGAGGAAGAGGAGUCAGAGGAUACUUCUUUGGUAAGUGUUUAUUGAUUUAUGUUUUUAAAUCUCUUGAGUGCUGGAAAGAGCAUAGUUACAUAUAUACAGACAUUCGUGUAUCACUGCUCUCAUCGUAUGCUUUUAGUUAAGAAGAAAAACCCUAUGCAGGAAAUGCAACACUUUUUAAAAAUUUUAAAUCUAUAGAUGUAAAAUAAGGACUCAAUCUAAUUAGUUUGAAUCAGAAUAAAAAUUGAUUCAUUUAAUUGGGAGGGUGAGGGGGGGAACCUUUUUAAAUGAUUUAUAUACAGAAAAUUGCCGCAGACUUAAUGGUGACGUCUGUAGAUAAAUGAUUUGAGGGUCUUUUAUAACAGAAUUGAAUCUUUUCUGGGUCUGUUUCAAACAAAUUAAAUAGAGGCCACUAAGUGCAAAACCAUAUAAAAUUUAAAAUUGCACUGAUUGAAUGGACACUCUGUUAUGUAAUCAUUCCAGUUUAGUGUCGUGGCUAUGCAGCUAAGAUUUGUAUGUUGAGAGCAGUUUGGCCAAAUCUAGGUCUCUCCAUGAUAGCAAUAGCCUAUGCCCCUCUUCCAGUCGACUGAUAAUACAGGAUUUAUGCUUCCUCAUUGUCCAUAUCUGGCUCAUCCAGCAUGAGUGGCAGUGAUCGGCUGAGAAUACCAUCCUAAUCCAUUGCUCCACCUAUCACUGCAGUCCAGGUUAGAUGCACUAUACACUGAACUGUAGUGGUUAUAAUGCUUAAAGUAUCCAUUCUAACAACAUUUUUUAGGGAGGGUCAGCCAGGGGGUAAUUGUUUAAAAAGUUAACUUAAAUUUUCCUUAUGUAAGUUUUAAACUAGUGCGUACUUAGUGUUGCAUCUGGCUACAUGACAUUGUCAUGUAAUCAUCUGUGCAGUGUACAGUUUCUAUGAUUAUUUACCAGUAUAUACUUUGCCCUGUUUAAUUAUUUCUGUUUGUAAGAACAGCUCAUUUCUUUGGUAACUUUAAAACACAAGCCAGCUUUGUACAUCCUGAGUUAAUGUCUAUAUUUUUCCUUUAGCCUGUACCUGACAACAAGAGAGCUUCUUCUGACCUGAGCAUUGCUAGUUUGGAUGACGACAAACUCUCCCAAAAUGCUUCAUCUUUAGAAACGGUUACUGAAAAUGUUGUUCCUGCUGAGAUUAAAAAUAAAGUUUCUGAACAAGGUGUUUUGGAACCAUUGGCAACGAAAGUAUGUGAAACUACUGCUAAUAUUUCUGAAAAGCCGGACAAUGAAAAUGUUUCUCCAAAAGAGAGCCAUAUACCCACUGAAGAAGUCUCUCCAUCUAAUGAGGUUUCUGUUAAAACAAGUGAAGUUGAAGUCAAGUCUCCGUCUUUUGAUGAAAAUAAAGAAACCAUUGAUGAAACCACUCCCAAAGAAAUUCAAUUGGUUCCCGAACAAGAUAUUGAUGAUAAAUCUCUAGCAAAUGAAGAUAUAACUGCAGUUGGUGAAGUAAAUGCUAAUACAAUUGUGGUAGCAGAAAAAUUAGUAGAAACCGAAGAAAUACAGAAAGAAGUAAAGCCAGAAAUUCCAAAGAGUGAAGAUGCAGCAUGUACUGUAGUUGUUUCUGAAGUAAUAAAUGACCUACCAAAUAAAGACUUUUCAGAUGAAAAGAAGGAAGAGUCAGAAAUUCCCAGUGAAGGAGUGGCAGUCAUCGAAACGUCUGAGUCAGUAGGCAAAGGUGAAAAUGAGAGUGAAGCACAAUCUCAGGUUCCUAAAGAAAGUGUUGAAAAUCUUGAAGAUCCACUUCACGUAUGUCUUGACAUGCCUCAUGUAUCAGAUGAUGUGGUCAAAAACGAGGAGACUCUUGAAGAGCCAGAAGAAAUACACAUUAUAGAAACCACUCCAGUGGGUGAAGACACUUCGAAAUCUGAAUCUACCAGUGAAAUAAGCGAUGUCCCUGAACCUGGUAAAGUGGAUCCGGUCCCACAGCCAGAACAGACUAAAGAAAAUGUCUCAGAAAGUAAUGUCCUUGUUUCUGAUGAUUCUGCCAAAGAUAUGAGCGAAAAUACAGUUGUAUCUUCUUUGCCUGAUAAAGAAGACAUGCAAAGUACACCCCAGGAAAAUGUUAAUUCAAAUGUUGCUUCAGACGCAGCUGCUACAACAAAGCCUGAACCCCUGCCUUCUGUGCCUAGUAUCAGUAUUGUUUCGGAGGAAAGCAAAGAGAACGAUCACGUAAUCUCAGCAGAGAAACCAGAACAGUCUCAGUCUGUAGAACCGAUAGAAAAUCCAAAGGAAAAUGAUUCAGAUUCUGGUACGGGCUCCACAAUUGACAGUGGAAGCAUGGAUCUAAAUUUGUCCAUAUCAAGUUUUCUUACCAAAGGCAAAGAAUCUGGCUCAAUAUCUAUACAGGUAAUACACUAUUAAUAUUCUCCUCUGUCUGAAACAAUGUAUAAUGUACUCUUAAUAUAUUGACUGUUAUAUUAAGUCAAUUGGCCCAUUAUUGGGCAACUGGAAAAACUAAAACUCAUGGUAGGCCUCGGGAUAAUUGCGAUGUGUACAUCUAUAAUGCAUGGAAAUUAUGGAAAGUUGAAUUAAAUUAGUAUAAAAAGCAAGCAAUAAUGCUGGUGAAUCCAAGGAGGAAAUAUAGAAAGAAAAAAUGAAUGCUAAAUAAUAGGGACAUUAAGUAGGGAGUAAGUGUGGUUAUCUCAUAGGAAAUGGCUAUUGGAAUCUUAUAGUAUGUCAGGUGAACAAGAUAAUUACUGUUUAUAACUAAAGCAAAGUUAUAAUUUUUUAAUGUAGACUUCUAAAUAAAUAAAUAUAUAAUACGUGCACACACAUAAUUGAAGUGUUUUUUGUUAUUUGGAAAAAGAAUGCAAUUUGGUGACAUGUAUAUCUUAAAGGGACACUAUAGUCACCAGAACUACUACAGCUUAAUGUAAUGGUUCUGGUGUCUAUGGCAUGACAAUGCAGCCUUAGUAUUGUACCAAAUUUGUAAUUAGUACAAAAUUGAUGAUCUCAGCCAUGGAGGCGGGGCUAGCCGCAACAAGACCGGUGUGGGAGACAAGGUAAGUAAAAUCACCUUUAAACUCUGGAAAAGGGGAAGGGGGGGAGGGGGGGGAACAGGGACCUAAUGCUGCAUUCCAAUACAGGUUUGUAUUCCUGACCACUGUAAUGCUCCUUUAAGAUUAAUAGCAUAUUUCCAAUGACCUGGAUCGCCAAUAAUGCAAAGUAAAGCUUUCAGUAUGCCCUCAUCACUAAAAAGAAUGAAUUAAUUAGAAGAAAGAUUUAUGGCAUGCUACAUUUAGUUGUUUAGAACUCUUUACAUAUGCUUUCAUUUUGUCUUCAUGUAUAUUCAUAUUAAUGAAUAUUAAAAUGUCUUCCUGUAUAAAGAAAUAGCUUGCCUUUCUUACCAAUUCCUCCUUUCUGAAAUCCAUUUUUAUGCAUUUUUGGUUGUAUUGUCAGUUGUGACGUAGUGCUUACUUUUUUGCAACUGUCCUUUGCUUUUAAAAAAAUGACUGACAGAAAGAAAGAGAGCUGCUAAUGCAGGCUGAAAGCGAAUGUUUUUUUGAAAAAACGCACGUUGGGUCAGAUAACUAGCAAUACUACCAAAGGUUCAUAAAAAUCGCAGAAACGGAAUGCUUGGAAAGGUAGGCAAGGGAUUUCAGAAAAAUGUCAGUACACAUGGAUUGGAAAAAAGAAAAUAAUGUUAUAAUAUAAAGAUUAUAUUAAGAUAUUUGUAAAACUUUGUAUUCCAUUAAGCUCCGCCCAUUGUCAAAGAUCAAGUUCCCCAUUAAGAAAAGUACUCGCUACAUUCUUUUAUGUGAACUAAAAAAGGUGAUUUUUCAUGUAAUCCACAGCAACGUAACUCCCAAAGGUUAGCCUUCAAUGCUGUAAGGUUUUUAUGUCUGUCUAUUGUAUAUCACAUGUAAAGAGGUUUUUGAUGGAUGCAAUUUUAUAUUUUAGGACAGUAGGAGACAGAAAAAAACAUUGAAGAAAACUCGCAAGUUUAUGGUUGAUGGGGUUGAAGUGAGUGUCACCACUUCUAAAAUAGUUACUGAUAACGACUCUAAGAGUGAAGAAAUGAGAUUCCUCCGGUAUGUAUCCACAUAUUCUUUGUGCCACUGUUUGUUUUAUUUAUAUAUUGUAGAAAAUGGCCGGGUAAUUGACUGUGUGCAUCUCUGUGUUUGCAUUUAACCACAUUAUGACAAAGACUUUAGGCAAAUUCUAUAUUAUAUCGUGGAAGAUCAGCCUGUUAUAAAUGGGUUACUUUUCUGCAAUACAAACACAAAUUGAGGUUACACAGGACAGUGUAGUGUGCAUACAGCAUUCAUUGUGUAUUAAAAAAAAAUCAUAAUGCAAAUAAAGGUUUUCCGCAAAAUGGAGAGAUUUAAAAGCUAUAUCUUAAAGUAUAGGCAGUUUUUAAAUGGCAAUUCAGUACAAAGAACAUUCCUGACGACAACCACUGUAGGCAAAGCUAUUAAGCGAAGCACAGUAGGUUAUCUAUUUUGAUUUGGAAUUUCUAAGAAUAUACACAAAUUAAAGUUGUAGCCAGUAAUGACUCAUAUACUUAUUUUCAUGAAGGCGGCAAGAACUGCGGGAACUGCGACUUUUACAGAAAGAAGAACAAAGAGCACAGCAGAUUCUUAGCAACAAACUAUUACAACAGAGAGAACAGAUCUUCCGACGUUUUGAACAGGAAAUGACGGUAAUUUCCCUUUUUCUUAGUCCUUACACACGAUAAAAUAAACACAUCAUUUUAUUCAUUGAUAAAACACGGGUGAAAUAAUUAAAUAGAAUAAAAAUAAAGAUAUAUGUAGAAUAUAGAUUUAUUUUUUCUUUCAAAACAAAACUUGUAUAAAACAAAUUGCCCUUUUCCCAACAGCUAUACUACUUUUAUUUUCACUCGUCAUCUAUUUUAUGUAGUGAAUAACUUCUGGUAUUCCCAUAAUAAUCCUUCCAAGCAGUACUGUAUUUUCAAUAUGAAUUAAAUCAUGACAAUCCCUAAUUUAUUAUCCUGUUAGCUGGAAGUGAAGAAUGUUGCCAAUCUCUUUAAUUGGGAAGAGAACUUGUUAUAUCCAAAUUUAAAAAUGUCCCUUCCUACCCAGAUUAAAUCCUUAAAUUAUGCUGCAAAUUCAAAAUAAACUAACUGGAUUGCUGCAUAGUUUAAAUUUAGUAAUUAAUAUCGGCUGUUGCUAAUCUACAGAUUAACUGAAAUUAAUCAAGUCUGUUAUUGUCUAUAUAAAAUAUUUGAGAAAAAUCUGCAGAGUACCCCAAAUUAAUGCAAAUGAUCAAAUACUGUGCUAACCUACCUCAUGUGUAAUUAAAAUCUGUUCUGGCCUACCUCAAAUUAUAUAAUUAUAAUUUGUUCUGGCAUGCUUCAAAUAUAUAAUUAAAAUCUGCUGUGACACAACCCAAAUCAUAUAAUUAAAAUGUGCUGCAGCUGGAUACUCAUGUUUGUCUCUUCCUAUUUAUUUGUAUGAUUAAUGUUUGCAAAUGUAUUCUUUGAUUUGUAACAAGGCACUACAAAACAUGCAUUCCAAGAAGAAGAAUUCAUUUCAGGAAAAAGUCUCUGAUCACGAGUCUCCUAGAUUCCACAUUUGCGGGGGAAAAAAUGCUGGGAAGUGCAUUGCAAGCACUUGGGGGGGAAAGAAACAGGCAAAUUAAGAUUUGUAAUUAAAAUCCUGCUUUGUCUUCUAAAGAUGUGCAGAACUAGAAAGCUAUAGGUAUAUUAAACUUUUAAAUGUUGACUUCUCUGUCUUAAUUGUCUAAGAAUCACUUUAUAAUGUAAAGGGGAAAGGACAGCUGUGUCCGAUGCAAGCGAAGAAUGUCAUUUCUGUAGUUUUAUAUUAGAAACGAAGAAUGUCAAAACCAGAAAAUGGGAGUAACAGUUUUUUUUUACUUUCUAUUUUGGGGUUUAUUCACUAAACACUACAUUGUAGUGAAUGUAAAAUUGAAUUGCAAGAUUUAGGCUAAAACAGCUAAACUGUGUAUAUAGUCUGUCUGGAGAAUCAUUUUCAGUUCAUGUUUUCCUAAAUUUUGCAAUUUUGGAACAUAGUGAACUGGCAUGGUUGUUGUUGGACAUUCAAAGUGAAUUUCAAUUUUAAGUCCUUUUUAGUUUUAUUAGGAUAGUACCACAAAAAUACACUCCAUUUAGUGUUUGAAUUUUGGUUUAGCGUAUAUUCUGUUUCAUUCUUCCUUUUCUUUUAUGAGGAAAAAAUAACAGGAUUAUUAGAAUUAUUAAAAGUAAAAAAAAUCUCCCAGACAGGGGCUAGGACCUGGCCUCCUGCUAUACAAAUGGCUUUGAGAUUACCAACUAAAAAUCAUUAGUUUUCACUUUUCUGAUUUAUUUUUUUAUUUUAUUUUUUUUUUCUGUUUUGAGAUGUGUACAUCCCAGUUUCUAAACUAGAUAGGACACCGCUGCGCUCAGGCUUCUGGUCCACAAGACAUGCUCUUCAAAAUGAUUGAAUGUUAUUCCACAAGGACCUGCGUGUCCAAAUGCAAAAUUAAAAUAGAUAUAUAGAUAGAUAGAUAGAGAGAGAUAUAUAUAUAUAUAUAUAUAUAUAUAUAUAUAUAUAUAUAUGUAUGUAUGUAUAUGUAUAUCUAUUAUAUAUAACGUCAUACAAAGUGUAUUUUAAUAUUAAUAUAAGUACAUAUAUUAGUAUUAAAAUACACUUAGAAUGACGUUACAUAUAUAUGUAUAUAUAUAUGUAUAAUUACAAUAAUAAAUAAAAUAAAUAAAAUAUUGAAACAAAUUUAAUAUAAAUUAUAUAUUCAUAUGUAAUUUCAUUCUAACUGUAUUUUGUUAUUAAUAUAUAUAUAGGUAACAAAACACACUUAGAAUGACAUUCUAUCUAUAUAUAAAAUACAAAUAACCGCAAAUAUAUAUAGUUACAUAAAAGAGUACAUUAGUAUACACGUAGAAUUUAAAUACCUAUAAAUGCAUAUAUAUAUAUAUAUAUAUAUAUAUAUAUAUAUAUAUAUAUAUAUUACAAUUCUAUGUGUAAUCUUUUAACAUAAUUAUGUGAUUAAUUAAACUUUGAUUGUCAUGCCUGACAACACAGGGAGAAAGUGCAGAGAAUUUAAUUUGCAAGCACUAUAUUUGACCCUGUAACUCUCCAAGACACCAUAAAACAUGUACAUAGGGGGUACUGUUUUACUCGGGAGUCAUCGCUGAACUCAAAUAUUAGUGUUUCAAACUGGUAAAUUGUAUUACAACGAUGAUAUUUUAAGUAAAAGUGAAGUUUUUUUGCAUUUACAAAUGAACGGCACUUUUAUGGACUAUAUUAUUGUUGUAAUAUGUUUUACUUUUUUAAAACACUAAUAUUUGUGUUUAGUGAAGUCUCCCGAGAAUAACAGUACCCCCCAUGUACAGGUUUUAUGGUGUUUUGGAAAGUUAGAGUCACAUAUUAGGCUUGCGUUUCAUUUUUUUGACACUGAAAUUUGCCAGAUUGGUUAUGUUGCCUUUGAGAGCGUAUGGAAGCCCAGGAAUGAGAAUUACCCCCAUGAUGGCAUACCAUUUGCAAAAGUAGAUAACCCAAGGUAUUGCAAGGGGGGUAUGUCCAGUCUUUCUUAGUAGCCACUUAGUCACAAACACUGGCCAAAUAUUAGAUUUUUGCUUUUUUUCCACACAAAAACAAAUAUGAACGCUAACUUUGGCCAGUGUUUGUGACUAAGUGGCUACUAAAAAAGACUGAACAUACCCCACUUUCAAUACCUUGGGUUGUCUACUUUUUCAAAUGGUAUGCCAUCAUGGGGGUAAUUCUCAUUCCUGGGCUUACCACACCAUCUCAAAGGUAACAUUACUAAUCUGGCACAUUUCAAUUUGAAAAUGGAACGUUCUAUAUUUGACCCUGUAACUUUCCAAAACUCCAUAAACCCUGUUAAUGGGGGGUACGGUUUUACUCGUGAGACAUCGCUGAUUACAAAUAUGUGCAUUGUUUUGCAGUAAAACCUAACAGUAUUAUAACAUUCACAGCUAAAAUGUCAGACGGAAAUACAAAUUUAAAAACAAAUCUUAUUUUCUCACAUUUUUUUUAAAUUUUAUUCAUAAAUUAUGUUCCAUAUAUGAAUAGUUAAUGAUAAAUUAAAGCCCUGUUUCUCCUGAACAAAAUGAUAUAUAAUAAGUGUGGAUGCACUUAAUAUGAAAGAGGUGAGUCAUGGUUGGACAGACCUAUAGCGCAAAUUCCAGUUUUUGUUUACGUUUUGUUUUGAUCAGAACGUGCACUGUUGACUCCGUCCUGAAGGGGUUAACCACUUAAAUAAUCUUCAUUGAAUCUGAAAGAUAAUUAUGUAUGGUAACACUGCAAACAGACGGACAGAUUUUCACCUUUACAGGUAGAUUUGCAGGUUUUUAAAACUUUUUAUAUAUGUAUCUUUUUUUUUUUUUUUCAUCAAUCUUUCUUGUAUGGGUGAUACAGAAUAAAGAAAGGGAGAUGAACACGUUGUCCACACGAUAGGGAUUUCACGUUGUGAGUUUACAUCUCCUAGAUAUGACUGCCUCAUUUUAUAUUAAUUCAGUAGAAUGUAGACUGCUAAACUGUUGAUUAAGAAAAAAAAUAAGAAUUUAAAGAAUAUAAACAUGCUAAACUGUUGAUUAAGUAGAAUUUAGAAGCCAGACAUGCUGAACUUUUGUGUCACGAUUAUGAGUAGACAUAUACUAAAAAAAAAUAAAACAUUAGAAUAAGAUUUAUACUGAUAUGACAAACUGGUAACAAAGUCGCUAUAAUAGAGGUCUGUUAUAUAUCCAAACCCCAAAAGAGAGGAAACACUUACUGAUUUUAUGCUUGUUUUGUUUCAGAGUAAGAAACGUCAGUAUGAUCAAGACAUUGAAAAUCUUGAAAAGCAACAGAAACAAACCAUUGAACGUUUGGAACAGGAGCACACAACUCGUUUGAGAGAUGAAGCUAAGCGUAUUAAAGCAGAGCAGGAUAAGGAGCUUUCUAAAUUCCAGAAUGUGUUAAAAAAUCGGAAGAAAGAGGUAAGAUCUUACUUUAGCUUAUGUAGGGAAAUACUGACUGCCUUUGUAAUCUUGCUUUGAUAUGUCUGAGGUUUGUUCUUUACACUGUUAAAUAGUUCUUGCACUUCCCCUUAGCUUUUCUGCGCAAGCAGUCCUUUAUUUUUUUAUUUUUUUUUAUUUUGCACUUUAGUUAUCACUGAUACCCUUCUAGUGAGCUUUGCAUGUAUUAUGUUGCUCUCUCAGAGCAAUCUUUACAUGCGGUGUGACCUCUUUUCAAAUUAAUAUUUCGUUCUUUCACUCAAAUAUGUUUUGAGAAGAAAAAAACAACAAAUCCGUUAACAUUCAUUUAAACAAUAAAAUAGAACUGUGGAUGUUCACAGCAGUAGUCCAAUGCUAUUAAAUAUCUAGGGGUCAUAUUUCUUUUAGGUUUUGCUGUAAAAACUGCAGGAUAAAGAUAAGAUGUGUGUUGGCACCCAGCAGCAAGUGGCCCACUCUAGCUCUUUUUUGGAAUAUAACUUUGGUCAUUGUCCACCAUGCAUGGCAGGAUAACACAGAAUGCUGAACACAAACCCCUUAUAUGUGGUUUCAGGAAACUGGUACAUACAUUUGUUUACAGUGUUAUAAUAACUUUGACUGUGAAGUUUUAUGUAUAUGAAAUGGUAUUUAAAAAAAUAAAAAUGUUGUGCAAGUCAAAUGAAACUGAAAUGCAAGAUCAUAUUUCCCAUCUCCUCUACCGUAUUUGGUGGCUGUUCUUAUUUCUCCUUUAACCCCUUAAGGACACAUGACAUGACGUGUGACAUGUCAUGAUUCCCUUUUAUUCCAGAAGUUUGGUCCUUAAGGGUUUAAGGAGGAGAUAUCUCAUCCCAGGAGUUGUAAUGUUAUGUUUACAUGCCCUCUGUGUCCAUGACCACUUCUGCUUUUUGAAGUGGUCAUGAAGAAAGGCAUCUGGUUAUUUGCACAUGUCAGCCCAUAACUUUCACUACCUAACUUAUUAUUUUUUUUAUAAUGUUUCAAAGCGAUGGACCUAAAGAAUAAUGGCCGUUAGUAUGACAUUAUUUGUUAACAAAAAAUGGUUCUGAGGGCUGGAGUAACACUUGUGCACAUGUUUCCGAGGUCUGAAAAUAAAAUUAAAUGCAAAAUUAACACUGCUUUAUUUACCUCUGAAAACUAAUCCUCAAUUUUAGCUCUUUGUCAAUCACUGUUCUAAACCUGCUUUUUGUGGUAAUUGAGCAUGCAAGGGAAGAAGGAGAAACAAAAAGUGCUUGCACUAUUUCAUGUCUGAGCUGGAUAAAAGAAAACAGUUUCACAUGAAAAGGGUUUACAAAAUAGGUGAUGUUUCAGUGCUUCAUUCAAAAGUCUAAUAUCCAGAAAAAUUACUGUUCCCAAUUUAAUUGUGCAACCACUGGUGAGAGGGACAUUUUUCCAACCCAUCCUGUCAAUGUUAUGUCUUGUACAUCUUUCAACUAAAGUUACAGCACUGUUUAUUUCCUCUGUGUGUUUGUCCACUCUGCAGUGUGUGAAAUUAACUGUUUGUUAAUAGUUUUAACAGUACUUUAUUUCCAGGUUGUAUCACAAAACUGUCUUUAUUUCCAGGUUGUAUUACAAAACUAUAGUCAGAAUGAUUUAUUUUUUGGAGUAAACUUUAAUUUGUGUACUAAUUUUAUUUAAUUUUUUCCUCCUCUCUUUUACUGCACAUUUUUGGGUUUUUGAGUCUAUAUUUUUUUCUCUAACUUGGUGGUUGGGCCUCCUGCAUUUUGGUGAUUAUUUUCAUAGGAUUGUCCUUUGCACAACUGGCAAAACGGAUGCAGGUGUUUGCUUCCUCUUUUGUAAUGUAACAUAGAAAUUUACAUCUGAGUACACCAGUUUAACAUAAUAUAUGUAUUCCUUACAUUUGAUCUGUCCUAAAUAAUUUGAUCAGCAGCACAUUGUAUGUGCUUAUUUUCUUUUUAUUUAUUUUUAAUUAGUAAACAUUAUUUUAUUUAAAAUGUAUUUCCCUUUACCAACCUGGACAUAUACAGUUCCAACACGUUAAAAAAAAAAAUCACCCAACAUUUUUUUUUUAAAUAGCGUUUGUAUUUGAACUAAAAAGUACUUCAAUUAAACACAAACUGAGAGAAAUUAAGAUUUCAUUAACAAUAGUGAGUACUUAGCUCGCAUAGGCACUACUUAAAUUACACAGGACUUUGCUUUUUAUUUAUUUUGUCUCACAACAUCCAAUAUAAAUGGAACACACUAAAUUCUUUAAAGCACUUGAGCUAGCACUGUCAGACAAUCAGUGCUUUACACAUUUGUAAAUUAAUUUAACAUUGCUAACAUGGAAGUGGAGCUAGAAAAUAGACCAGCAAGGGGCUGGGUCACGGUCGCCUGGAAGAUCCUCAGUUUGUGCCAAAUUUAAAUGGUUAACGAAAAAUUGGGGUACAGGCACGCAGUUUCCUAACACAAUAACUACUAAAAUAAGGUUAUGGUGCUCUAAAGUGCCCUUUUAAACAUAAAACAAAUGUUGCUCUAUAAAUUUGAUACUUUUUUUCUCACUUAUUAAACCAGCAAAACCUAAAAAAUGUUUAAUUUUUUUUUUUUUUUUUUUAAAGAAAUACAUUUCUAGUUUUUAAACUGGUGCAAACAGGUGAAUUAUUGAUCUAGACUCAUAUUCCUUUCUUACAGGAUGUGGUGGGGCAUUUAGAAAAUUCUAUUUUUUUUUAUUAUAUAUUUUUGGUUCUCAAAUAACUGCUUUGCUUAACUGCACCUUAUACAUUACAGUCCUGCACAUGUUUUCCUUUGUGUGUCGUUCUUACAGGGGCCCGUACAUAUCUGUAAUUAAACAUACUGCUGCCUGGCCUGCCUUUUACUUCUGCAAGAUUCCCUGUUCCCGAGUCAUUAAUAAGAAUUCCACACAUGACAUUUCCUGGCUGAACACUAAAUGCCAAUCAGAAUUUGGCUAGGAUUCAGUUCAUGGUCAGGGAGCAGAACAUGCAUAUGUAAGAAGAAAUUAAUGCCCAAACUGGGUUUGCUGUAAAGUUCCGAACAUGCAUGUUGUAGAACACAUUUACACAUAUGGAGGGUCUACAUUUUAAUGGCACCACAUAAGAAAACUGUUCAUAAAACAAAAACAGUAUUUUAAAGGUUUAUUAAUUUGAUUUUUAAAGUAUAAAAUCUUGUCCCAAUGUUACUCUGUACUGCCCUGGAAAAUUAAUGGGUUUAAGUGACAAUAAUUUAUAAUUCUAGAUUUUCAUAAGCCCUUGGACUGCCACUUAUGUGGCAGCAUUUUAAGGUAGACUGUUACCUGGCCUUUAUCUAGGACUAUCAGCAGAGAUAUUGGCUAACGGUAUACCCGUAUAUUCAUUAAUAAACAUCCGCUAAAAAGCAUGAACUCUCUCUCUCUUUCACUUUCUAACUAAUCCACAGAGGUGCAAACUGCAAGCAUCUGUCAAAUGGUGAUGUGGCUUCUAGCUAACAUGCUUGCUACAAUUGCUUGCUCUACAGAAAAAGGGUUAUUAUCCCCACUCUCUGCAUGCUUACAUUAGGUAAUAAUUGAAGUGGAGAAAGCCUCAAAAGAGCAGAGAAAGGAUCUUAUGAAACGCAAGAAAGAGGAGCUUGCACAAAUCCAGCAUGCUCAGGUAACUGCAGUCCCUUUGUUUUUCUAAACCCAGUGAAGAGGCUUAUUGCUUUCCUUGAGUGAGCUAUCAAAGCUACCAAUCUGCCAUUUGAUGUCCAACUAACCCCACAUUGAUUUCUGAAUUUAACUGCUGUGAUCAUAUUGAGUUUGAAGAUCACAUUAACAUUUCAUAUUUUAAUAAUGAUUGAUUUUGUUUGGAUUUGACAAAUUCUGAUUGACUAAUAAGGCGUAGUUGUAUAAAAUCUUUGUGUUGUUUGGUACCUUCAUGAUUAAGGUUUAAAGCAAACCAUGUCUAAAUCCAUUGGUAUCUUUUUCCCUGAUGUAGCAAGCAUAUGGUAAGUACCUUGCAGUCAGAGAACAAAAAUAUGUUUUGUAAAUUUUGUUUAAUUGACUGUUUGAUCUACUAGUAAAACAAAUCAGUAUAGGUCUUUAAUGUCAGAUUGUGAUGACAGAGUGGAAUGUCCCUCUGCUUGGUUAGGAGCACUUUAAGCACUUCAGCUUGCAACAUUGAAUGUCCUAGGGUGCAGGGCAAACCUUCCCCCAGCCAAGGAGAGCUCAGUCCAUCAACAUCAGGAAGGCUUUGUUAUUAUUAAACAAGGGCAGGUGUACAGGAGCUAUCUGCAAAUAACCAGGUUUGCUGUAGUUGGGAGGCUGCUUAGUGGAGGCACUCCUGCCAAAACGGACUCUGUCUUUUAAAACCUGGCGCCACUGUAAAGAGUAUGAAAAUAUAUACAUUGCACUGAUCAGAUUCCUAGCAAAGUUUAGAUUUCAUUUUAUUAUUGAUGGUGCAAUUUUGUUCCUGUGUACAUUAGUCUUUGAGGUAUAUACAAUAACUGUUUAUAAAAUAUGAAUGUUGGCAGCAUUCUGUGAGCCACUAGCCAAGUCUGUUUUAUUGCAUCCUAUGACUUGCCAGCAGAUAACUGUUGGAGUUGAUUGCUAAGGAGGCUCAUUAUAAUAAUGUCUCUGUUCUGCCUCUUAUUGGGGCUGUACUGUAUUCUGAUUCAUAGGGUGUGGCCCAGGUCAUGAUUCAAUCUUUUCAGUUGUCUUCGUGUACGCUAUUCAACGCUCAAAUGCAAGAUGUAAGUGGUGUGCUGCAAGGUGUGUAGUGUGCAGUGUGAAGUCCUUGUGUUCCUGUCUGCACAUUAGAAAUGAUUUACAAUGUGUGGCCUCUUGGAAAACUUUUCAAAAGCCCUUUUAUCUAAGCAUGUGUGUAUGUGCCUCUCCUGUUAUUCCUGUGGAGUCUAUUCAUUGGAAGUGACAAUCCAUAUUACCGGUUUCAAUAUUGUUACCCUGCAGGGUUCAUCGAUAUGUGGGUAGCACGCGCUAAGUUUGCAUAAUUACCUGCUGGUGUUGUCAUGGUCUGUGCUUAAAUAACUUAAUACAGGCAAAAUGUGCAAGAUGGAACCACUUGACUUGAAAUAAAAUAUGCUGUUAUUUUAACUAUAUCACUCUCGGAAGGGAAUGCAUUUAUCUUUUGACCAUCUUAGCACCUCUGUCUUUCAUUCAACUGAGGACAGUUAGCAGCCAUGGCAGAUUUAUACCACUUCCCAUAGUCCUCUACAGUAUGGCCAUGAUUUUAAAGUAAGUUUGGGUAUACCCUUCAUAUGGGGCAACACCAGUCAGGCAAUAUUUGUAGCCUUUAUAUAAAAUUUGGUAUUCCCACAAAUUAUGCCCAACAAGAGUAUUACAGUACUCACGUGGGUUAGCUGCAAUCUGCUAAAAGCUCUCUAAAACAAGUUCUCAUCCAUGAUUGACUACCCUCAACACCGCAGAUGUCUGUGGACAACAUAUCCCAUGAUUCCCAGACAGUCUUUUUCUAGCUUGCACCUGUUGUCCACCAAAGCUUCAGUGCUGAGGAUAGUCGUCAUUGUUCUAGGCUGUGAGCGGUAAUUGAAACCGCAUGGGGAGAAGGAAUAAGCAGUGGAGAAGGAAUAAGCAGUAUGUCGUAAACUUUACGUUGGUCUGAAAUUUCCUCUGUAUAGACUCCUGCUGUGCAUUAUUUCUUUCCAUAUGUAUGUGAAAAAUGCAAAAGAUCGAUAACUCAGCCGUUUACUUUCUUUUUAAUAAGCAAAAUGUACGAUAAUUUUUUGGUUCCUCUUUCACCAGUGGGGGGUAGGUAUCAAAUUAUUUGUCAUAGUUGCUAUUAUGAAAAUACAUAGAGCUUUACAAAGAAGCAGCAUUUACAGCCUCCUUGAUCCAUUGAGUUUUUUCUUUUUCUUUUUUUUUUCUUUCUUUCUUUUGCAUGAUAAAUUAUUCAGUUAAUUCAGCAUUAUUUUUGGUGGAAUAGCUUCUAAAUAACACCACAUUUGAAAUUAAAGCUUAACCUUUAAAUACUAAAUUAAAAUAGUACUUAACAGUGGUUCUAGUGAUUUAAAAUAACUGUAUGUGUAUGUUCGGUGGUCCUGUCUGGUGAGAUUCACUAAAGAGAGGGAUUCUAAUAGUCCGUAAUAUGUUCUAAUCGAAAAGACACUGUGUAUCGCUUUUACAUGCAGUGUGUAACUUAUUUACCAAAAACUUUUUAAUUGUAUGUCUAGCGAUACAGUGUGUCAAGUUGUAAGACACUCAAUGUAGAUUUAAUAGCUUGCACGGUGAUCAAAGUGAGAAAACAAACUUGUAAAGAGAGGGACAAGUUUACUAUAUGAUAAGAUAGAUCUCCAAAUAAAUGAGACAGCACCCAUCAGCUGAUAGCUUUAAGUGUAGAGACAGAGUGGGAGGAAUAAACUUUUCCUGCCUUUGUGGGCACAUACAUUUUAGUAAAAACACAACAAUGCAGAGCUUUACAGCUCUUUCCUUCGUCCCCGCACACUGUCAGCCGCCCGCACACCGCAGCUGACCAUGAGCCGCCAGCUCUCCUGCCUGCCUCAGCCCCCCCGUGAGCCGGCUGCCGGCCUCCAAUCUGUCAGCCGGUCCCCUUGGGGGUUAAACAGGCUCACAAAUCCAAAUCACCAGAACAAAUUUUCUGGUCGCUGUGGCGACCUGGUGCCUGGAGUCGUCAAACCCUGUCGUAAUGCAAAGCCAGGAACAAACUGAAAUAUCCCUAAACCAAAACACAGUAAAACACUGGAAUUGCCGGAAAAGUACGCAGUAGUGAAUACUAAUCACUGAGUGUAUGAACCAUAGUGGGUCAGGUAGAGGUAGCUGACUAGAAUGGAGCCGAUCACGUGGCUAUUCAGACUGUAUAGAUUAUAUACUUGCUACUCAUUUUAUUUUAUUUUUUAUAUUUUGGGUGGGGGGCAUUUUUGUUUCAACAUGGCUUUUAGUGAAACAAUAGGAAUGAGAGGUUAGCAUGAGUAUGGCUAUGUGAUGGAACCAUGUAAAUAAUGAAGAUACAAAUAAGCAUGUUUAUAUUUGCUGCACAGCUGUGAACAUACAGAGUAAAUGUAUUGCCUCUAUGGACAAGCUGAAGAUAUUUUUUUGCCCUAGAGAAAAGUGUUUCCCCAAACAACAAAAUUGAGACAAGUUGUUUGCGCUCUGAUUGUUGGUAACAGCCGAUGUCGUAUUAUGUUGUUGCUCCCUUUUAUACUGUUUUGUAUAAAUGUAGGAAUUGAGUUAAAUCCUGACAGUCAUUUUUUACCCCUAGUUGCAGAGUGUUGAUUGGCUGCUCUCUUGGUGCAGCGUGAUUGGUGCCUGAGGUCUGGCAGCAGCCAAUUAGCUAAUUGUGGCAUAAACACUCAUGUUUGUAAUCUAAUGGGAAGAACAAUGCUACCCAGUUAUCUCUGAUGUGUAGAAGUAUUUUGAUUGUAGCAGAAUGCAUUUGAUACCAACCCUCUCAUCGUCACUUUUUGAGAUGCCUUAUGAAUGUGGUGCAUCUCAAAGGUGAUUAUCGGUCCUGAAUGUGAGAAGGAUACUAGUAUAUAAUAUAUUGUACAUAAUCUGUAUUCGUGGUAACAUUUAUAGAUCUGACUCUUGGUUUGUGAUAGUUUUUAUUUUAUUUUAUGUUUCCAUAUUUUUUUGACAGGUUGUUAAUAAACUGUUUACAUAUGAUAAACAAAUUAAUGACUGCCCCUGAACUGAUUUCAUAAAAAAUAGUUGAUAAUGAAGCAUUUUAUAAUAUAGGUAGAGCCUGCCUUACAGGCCUGCGCUCUGGCUGUUACUAUUUUUUUUUUCUUUUUCUAUAAAUAUGCUGAAAUAAAUAGACCUAUUCUAAAGUUUCAAUUGACUGGAAGGCUCCUUUUGAACCUGUUGUAGUUAUGGAAACAAGACGCCUACUGCUUCUCUUUUCCUAUAGUUCUCUUGUAAUGUUAUCUGCAAAGAGUUACCACUCUGUGGACACUAUUAUUAUUCCUCUUUAAGACCACCUUGCUUACUUUAAGUUCGCUAUGUUAGUUUAGUUACUAAAAUAUUUUUGUUUGUGUGUUUUGCUUUGUUUCACUUUAAUCAUUUGAAUCCUGCAUUAAAAAAAACAAACAAAAAUAAUUGUUUACGUACUUAUCAAAAGUAAUAUCCAAGUAAUUUAUGAAUUCUCAAAUAGGAGCAAGAAUUUCUUCAAAAGCAACAACAAGAGCUUGAUGGUUUUCUGAAGAAGAUUAUUCAUCAGCAGAAGAUGGAGCUGGCCACUAUAGAGCGAGACUGCUUGAAUCACAAACAGCAGCUGAUGCGAGGUAGUCUCAAUAAAGAUCUAAAUUUGCCUUGUGUUGGCCCGCCUUUGUAUAGCUGUGACUUUAAGCGUUCUGUAGGUUGUGAAAAGCCUCUUAUCUCUAGAUUACACUUUUGAAAUUAGAAAUCCAACAUGUUCGUUUAAAGGGUUACUCAAACCAUUUCUAAUCAAAUGUUUUUUGUUAUUUUUCAGUUAGGAUGCACCAUUGGACAUUAUUAACUUGGUGCCCCCUUAUAUUUUUUAAAAUCACUAAUAAAGAAGCUUUAACUUACCUGGAAUACAGUGCCAGAUAAAGAUAACCUACCUUACCUUCCCUGCCCCCCCUGUAACUCCUUCACUCUCUGUAGCCCACACAAAUGCUACUAAUGAGGAGGUGAUGGAAUGUGGGGUGGGCUACGGGAUAAAGUCACAAAUCAAAAUGCGUGGGGCGGUAGAGAUGGGAGGGAGAUGACAUACAAAUAUCCCUUUGCAGGCACGCCCCCCCCUGCUAGGAUAGUAGCUGAUUACAUCUGUCACCAGCACACAAUACAUUCUGAAGUCAGCUGUAAUCUUUGCACAGAAUUAUCAUUAAGCAGCCUGGAGUUCUCAGUUUCCCAAGUCAUUUGUGAAGGGGGCUCCAGGCUGCCUAAUUCACAUUUACCAGGGCUGCAACAAGCCACUGGCACAAAAUCAGUUUUCUGAAUUUGUAGUGUUUCAUACUUUAUUUGUGCCUCCGUAAGCAAAGAUCAAAUUCACUUAAAGUCCAGAUUUUGUGCUGAGAUUGUGAUCAUUUUCAAGAAAACUCAAAGAAUACAAGUUACAAAAGUGAAUUCUUCAACAAAUCCUCUCCACUGGACAUUCAUUUAUUGUGACAUCUGGCAUUGCAAAGCUUGUGCUGGGUUCAGCAGAAAACAAACAUGAUUAUUUACUAAAGUGAGAAUUGUUAGAAUUUCAACUUGCCAAAAUUGCUGAAAUCAAAGUAUUAUUGAUUUUAAUCAUUUUCCAAUUCACUGCUUUGGCCCUAAAUUUGAAUUUCAUUUUGAAUUUCACUUUGAAUUUGCAUCAAUUCUCAUUUUAGUAUAUAAUCCUGAGAAUAUGCUUUAAAAUCAACAGGGCCGUAAUUUGUCUUGGUCUUUGCGCUACUUGUUACAGUGUACCUGCCAGUGUGCCAUGUUUGGAAUACAUUUAAUGUUCAAAUCAGUACACGCAACUGCCGUGUUGAACAAGCAGACAUAAACUACUCUCCUAGCUUUUCUGUCUCCUGGCAUCCUUCCGGGAUAUAGGUGAUUCCCAUUUUUUUCCCUGAGUGACCAAGAUCCUUAUGGAACACAUGCAGCUCUUGGCCACCACGAGUAGGCAGUGGCAGAUGGCAGGCAAUUGGUUUUAAUUUGGAUGCAGUGUAUAACACAUACUUGUUGCAAUUUAUGAUUUGAUUUUCUAAAUGGCAGAUUUUCUUCCCUAGUCGGUCAAAACAGUUUAUCUUCAAUGCAAGGUUUAAAUGCAAAGCAGAUAGUUUUCCGUAGUUCCUAUUACAGAUAAUCAGUUACAAAUGCAUUUUAAAACUGUGUAGGUUGAUAAAAACACGUUUUCUUCGUCUCCUUUUAGCCCGAGAAGCGGCAAUAUGGGAACUGGAAGAAAGACACCUACAAGAGAAGCACCAAUUGCUUAAACAGCAGCUUAAGGAUCAGUAUUUCAUGCAAAGGCACCAGUUACUGAAGAGACAUGAGAAGGUUUGCUGACAUUUGUUUAUUUUUAGUUUGUGGUUUUGUUUUUACACUUCAACUUUGAAUAAUAAUUUUCACACACCAUGUGCUAUAGCCACUGCAGUGGAUAAUGGGAGUGGUACAAUAUGUAUUCUUUCCAAGCUCCCGUUGCUAUUUAUGUAACAAACAUUCUGUGUUGGGGUCGUGUAACGUAAUAGAUUAAUUUUACCUUUAGUAAAGCUGGUUAAAGUGGGCUUGACAUCUUUUACAGUGCUCUCCUUGCUUUUGGCUGUCAUCUUGACUUAGUUCAUUUUAAAGGAAUACUCGGGGCACAAUAACCACUUUCUUGGAACAAAGUUGUUAUGGUGCUAUACAAUCCCUGGCACGGACUUACCUUCAGGAGUUCAUUCGUUAAUAAACGGUCAGCUCUGCCACCUCCACAUCCGCUUAAAUCCGAGGCUUGAAACAGGAAGCCUUGGACUGGAAGCCUGAGAGCGACCCUCAAAAUAAGGUGUAAAGAAGGAGAGCAAGCUCAGAAAAUGUGACUCGGAAUCCAUAAAUAAUUUAAUGCAAAAAGUCCUUAAUAGCACUAGACUGAGGUUUGUAAUGGUGAUUGUAAGUGAGCACAUAAAGUAUAAAUGUCCUAGUAAAUUAAAAAGCAUAAAACAAAAGUUGCAGAUCUUAUUUCAUACCUUUAUGGCUAAUGUAAGUCAAUGAAAGAUCAUUUUUACUUUAGGGACUCUUUGUUCGCUUAGUAUUUAACAUUUUUAAUGCACGCUUUAUAAUUGUUACCUUGUUAAUUAUGUUUAUUUUUUAGGAAAUGGAGCAAAUGCAGAGAUACAAUCAACGACUUAUAGAAGAAUUGAAAAACAAGCAAACACAAGAAAGAGCCCGACUCCCUAAAAUUCAGCGCAGUGAUGCAAAGACUCGUAUGGCCAUGUUUAAAAAAAGUUUAAGGAUAAAUUCAUCUGGUUCACCAGAACAAGACAGGGAAAAGAUUAAACAGGUAGUUAUCUAUUUAGAUUGAUGUCAUCCGCCACAUUUAUUCCUUGUUUAGCUCUGAUCUCUUUACUGUGGGGACUUUGCUGUUUUUGUUUAGGUGACCACCUUAAUGUGAUGUUAGUUUUUCACUGCAGUUUAAUUUUGUACUCGGCAGAAUCACCCUAUCAUUUGUGCCUUUUUUAUCUUUGUAGUUUGCCGUUCAAGAGGAUAAAAGACAGAAGAAUGAAAGAUUAGCACAACAUCAGAAGCACGAAAAUCAAAUGCGUGAUUUGCAGCUGCAAUGUGAUGCAAAUAUCCGGGAGCUGCAGCAGUUGCAGGUCUGUUGUAUUGCUAGUUUACAUUUAUAACAACUGGCUGUGCUGUUAUGAAUGGUUAAUGAAUUAACCAGUGUCAUGUCCAUGGGUGAAUGCUGGUGGAAUGUUUGUUUCCUGCCCAAGACUGUGGUGGUGUCCAGACUAUUCAUGAACUCAUCUGCUGUACAUGUGUUCCCACCAUAGCUACUACAAGACUACUGCAUGCACCUCAACUUUUCUGCAAAAUAUUUCCAGAGCUUCCUACUAGAUAUAUCUCCAUAUAUCUCCUUGCAGUGGCAUUGGAAUGGAAUGAUGACUGGAAAAUUUAAAUUGCUGGGAUAUAAUAACAUUUUAUAUAUGAGGGAUCCGAGGUUGUUGAGAAAAUCAAUAAGGGUGGGUCAUAUUAAGGUAUGGGGAAAUACAGUGAGUUGUGGAUGCGAUUCUGUUGUAAAGAUGGAAAAGGUUGUGAGAGAUGGAAUAUGGAGUAAGAAAGAUAGUUUGAGGAGUAAUAAUAUUUCACCUCACCGGAGAUACAGGGGUUCAGACAGAAGGACCAGGAACACAAAGUGGCCGCGUAUGCGGACGACAUGCUUUUCUUCAUAACAGAUCCCCAGGGUUCACUACCGGCCCUCCUGAGCGAGUUCACAAAAUACGGGCGGGUAUCGGGACUUAAACUGAACCAAGCUAAAUGUGAAAUACUGGCGGUACACACCACAAGGAACACACAAAAGCGACUCCAGGGCAGAUACCCCUUCCACUGGUGCACGGAACAGAUGCACUACCUGGGAAUAUGGAUUCCUUGCAUUCCGAGCGAAAUAUACACCAGGAACUACACACCUCUCCUCUGCACCAUAUUGACAGACCUGAAGACGUGGGCCUAUGACCAUAUUUUGUGGCAGGGGCGCAUAGCGGUGGUCAAAAUGAACAUUCUACCCCGACUUCUCUACUGCUUCAGCACUAUUCCCUGGCACCUACCCCCGGAAUUCUUCACCACGCUCAAAACCGCGGUAACUCAAUACGUCUGGAAGGGGGCGAGAGCACGGCUCAGUCAUGACAAGCUGUACCUACCCAAACCAUGGGGCGGCUUGGCACUGCCAGAUUUUCGCAAGUACUUCCAGGCAACGGUGCUCCAGCGAGUAAGAGAAUGGCACACGGCCCCAACAAACAAACUAUGGACGAGUCUAGAUAGAGAAAACACAAACAAGGCCCUCCACACAUAUGUCUGGCAUGGUUCGGCAGCAGUCAAACACGCCCUGGGUAAAGAAUCCCCCGUCACUCAGACGCUGAAAACAUGGGCCACCUUGAGAAGAAACCCACACACAUCCCCACAGCCAAGCCCCUUGAUCCCCCUGACACACAAUGAGUCCUUGGGAGGAGGGCUCCAACCAACCGCCUGGCCAGUAAACGACGAAACUGACUACAUCCCACUGAACUCAGCCCUGACCAAUGCAGGUUUGCGCAGCCUACGAGAUUGGGCCACCGCAGAACACCUAACGAUGAUGCACCAAUUCCAUUACGCACAGCUGAGGCACUUUUACCACAACAUACCCAAUAAGGCAGCGGUACACAGGGAAAUGUCAUGGUUUGAACAACUCUGCGUGACUAACCCUGAGGCGGAAGGCAGAGUGUCGGUCAUAUACCAACAGCUGAUCAUAGGGGACCUCUCCAGGAACAACGCCUUUAAGCGGCAGUGGGAAGAACUAACAGGCAGAACUUUCACGGAAGCCCAGUGGGAACAGAUACUCCUACUGCAGCAUAAGAGUUCAAUAAGCACCAGGUACCAAGAGGUUAACUUUAAGUUGAUCUCUCACUGGUACAGAACUCCAUCACUACUGCACAGGAUUUUCCCAGGGGUCUCAGAUUCAUGCUGGAGGUGCGAAAUCCAUCCAGGCACGUUACGCCACAUCUGGUGGGACUGCCCCAGGAUCGAACCAUUCUGGGAAGAGAUGAAACUAGAAAUAACCACAAUCCUAGGAGAACCACCGGACUUUAGCAUGGAAGCCGCACUCUUGCACUUCACCGAAGGAACGUUAGCUUAAUAUAAGCGAUUGAUACUACGACACCUGCUAAAUGUCCCACUAAGGUCGAGUGGCUCCAGAGAGUAGAGGAGAUCCACACAGCCGAGGCAAGAAAUGCCGACAUGCUCAGGAAACGUGACAAACAUGUUGAACUUUGGAGACCGUGGUACACAUAUAUUUCACAAAUGAUAGCGCAGGAAGGAGGGCGACAGGAAAUCUAGUCAGCGAGAUGCCCGCGCGUACCUCGCCACCCUUUCCCGCCCUUAGCAUACGAACACUAGACGAUGCACUAGAUGCGCACCACACCAUUGCUCACACCCUGUUGCUGCCCCCCCCCUACCCCCGAGCGGAGCCGGGAGCCACCCAACGAAUUACGGAAGUCACACGAUAAUGACACACAAGGCCACCAUACAUCCACACAAAAAAAGGAGACACAUAUACCACCACAAACCAACACAGAAAUAGGAGACACAUAUACCACCACACAGACCAGAAGAGACAAUCCCAUGAUGUGGAUCACAUCUAGCCGGGGAAGCAACCUCAUGACAAACCUACAACCGUAGACAAGAGCAACAUUAGGACACCACACCGCCCCCGCCCAAGAUGAGGAUGACACCCACAACAUACGGUAAGAACCUAACACAGUAAGGAGAUGGGUAAACCAACCGAACACAGACAGACACGGAAGCACAGCCACUACUACAGAUAAACACUUCAACCAACCACUUGAAUAACGUCAUAGACUCGUAAACAAUGGAUAGAUACGAACGCAGCAAACAGCAGAAGGAACCCCAGAAGUGCCCUGACCGGAUCACCUGGGAUUAGUUUACACCAGGGGGAUGGUGGAAGGAAAAGGGUGACUUCGACCUGAUGCUAGACUAUACGGACCCACACCCCAAGACUGAGACAGGGGCCACAAUAGAUCAAAUUCAGCCUCUAUACAGGGACGAAUAGAAAUAACUAUGCACGCACCAGAGUAUUCACAAUCUCCAGGUGACGUUACUAGAUACUCAUAGCGUUAUAGACGGAAGCGGAGAGACAACGGAAACGAGGCUAACCAUACUCUAACCUCGGGGACCACUAGGGGGCAGGCGCAAAGUAUGGCUAGAAUGCAGAGCAUGGACCAUGCCAGAUUACCUGACCUAACGUGGUUAUGCGCUCUUACCUCUUCCCCACCGAUAGUUGAACCUAAAGCACUACAUUACCCAAUAUAAUGCAGUCAUAAGAUGAUAAAACAAAGGACCUUCGAGUCCACAUCUACUUGGGCCCAGUUUUCAUGAUGCGUUACUCAGUUAUACUUAGCACAUGUUGUGCUCCCAUUGCCAUAAUUACUAUGCCAGUAGAGACCUGCAAGUCUCAUUGAAACCUGUUAUUGAUUGAAAUGCAAAUAAAAACUAUAUUUACAAAAAAAAUAUUUCACCUGAAUUAAACCCUUCUGUCACUUACCUAAUUCCAGCGCUGAUGUCUCUAACAUGUAAAAUGCUUUCCUAUGGGGUUUUACAUAACACUGGAUGUCCUCAUGCAUAGCGUGAGAACGUCCAAUGUCAGGCGACCAAAAGUCGCUCAACAACCUGGAAGUUCCUCUAGAUGGAGUAAACCCUCAAAGAUAAUUAUUGCUGUUUAUUUAAACUUAAAUAAUUACCUUUGCACAGUUAAGGAAUCUGGGACACUGUGUCUUUUUAAUGUGCAUAACAUUAUGACAGUAAUGUUGGAUGUUAUAUUGGGGUCAUAAAAAUGUUUUGUUUUCCUCAUUCAGAGGUAUAAGUUUAAUACUUCUAUGCUAUGUUUGUAUUACAUUGUUGCAUUCCCAUGUGCAGUAGGCAUUUUUAAAUUUUAUUUUUGUAAUAAGUGAGAAUUUCAUCUAUCAGUGUAGAUCUGUGUUAUGAGAUAAAACGGUCAACUGAAAGCUUGGUACAUUCACGUCCUUAACAAAAUGAGUAGAUCAAGCGUUUUCUUUUGACUUGCCCUAUCUAACAUGCCUCUCUACCUAAGAUCUUCUAUUUUACAAGAUAUAUAUGGCUUGCGAUGUUUUUGUUUUUUGUAGAAUGAGAAAUGUCAUCUGUUAAUUGAGCAUGAAACACAGAAACUGAAAGAGUUAGAUGAAGAACAUGCACUGGAGCUGAAGGAAUGGAGAGAUAAACUAAGACCCCGCAAAAAGGUAAUCAGUACAUUUAUUGUACAGACCUCUUCCUCAUUAAAAAGAAAAUAAAUCUUAAAUAUAUUCUAAUAUGUACUCUAAAUCAUCAUUGAAAGAUGAGAUUGGAAUUGGAAACCAUAUUUGUGUAAAAGUCUGCCCCUUCACCUAAUGCUCAGCUACCUUCUCCAUUAUAUGCUUCUUAGUCUGACGAUACAGCACCUUUACUAAUUAUGGGUAUGAAGGGCUUCUCUCACUAGGUUGGUUUGCUUUUCCUUUUUUGUGUUGCAUUGUAACCAGAUUUGCUAAACUAAUGCCAUUUGCCAAGUUGAGAAUAUUAGUUAGAGAAUUUUUCACCUCUUUUGAUUUAGUCAUACAUGUGAUAUCUCCUCUAACAUUAAAUAAUGUCCCUUUCAUUCUUUUCUUUUGUGAUGCCUCCACCUUUAUGUUGCAUAAGACUUUUUUUUCACUUGUAUUGUAUAUAAAUUCAUUGCGAAUGUCAACUUUCUCCGUGUCUCAUCUUCUAUCUAGAUUAGUUUUUCAGUACAGGAAUACUUUCGUUUUAUCUGUUGUGUGAAGCAGGUCUUAAUAUAGCUCUUUUUCAUUAAUCGUGGUUGUUUUCUAAUACAAAGAGCCAUUGUUUUGUAGACUUAUCAUUUUAUCUUUAGAAUGUCCUUAUGUUUAGCUGGACACUGUUGCAUAUUGUAAAUGUAACUUACACUUUGUUUCAAGGAAAUAAUGCCAUUGUUUUCUAACAGGCACUUGAAGAGGAAUUUGCACGAAAGCUUCAAGAACAGGAAAUGUUUUUUAAAAUGAGUGGCGAUUCUGAAUGCCUUAACCCCACCGCACAGAGCCGGAUUUCCAAGUUUUAUCCUAUCCCAAGCAUGCAUUCUUCUGGGACAUAAAGGCGAGAAGCCGUGCUUGUUGGCCUCCAGCUCUUGACAACUGCCAUGAAGCUCAAAGUUAUCACAGCUGGAGAGCUGCUGCUUUGCUGAUUUUAUAUUUUAUUUCCAAUAUGCCCUUUUUAAAACAUUUUCAGAAAGCAUGGAUAGUUUUUAGCAAAUUUACUUUUUAGUCUGUUUUUUGUGUUUUUGUUCUGUUUUAAUAGUUUGAGGUGAUUGGAAUACAUUUUGUAGAAUAUACUGUAAGAGCAAAACCUGAAAACGAGUUUGAAAGGUUUGUAAAACCACUGUUUGAUUAUCAGGAAAAUCUGCCACCUUUAUAUUAUAUUAUUUAGUAUGUAUAAUAACGGUUAUAAAAGAAACCUUCUUUGCGGUUUAAUCCCAAGUGAAAUGACGCGUUUUCUUUUAUUGUAAUACAGACUACAUUUUUUGUUAAACUUCCAUCUAUCACCAUCACGUGUUUUUUGUUUUUAUUAUUUUAAAUUUUAGAUGCUAUAUUCAGAUUUGCUCAUACCCCAUUAAGUUCGGUUUGUUGACUUCCAUGUUGUCCUACAUAGUUUUUGCAUUUAAGCGAUUUCUUUUUAUGAGUGGUCCAGCACUGAUAUAGCGAUUUCCUCCCAGAAAUCAACAGGGGACACGAAGUGCACACGCUAUUUUUUCCCUGUAAUUUAAAGGGACUCUCCAGUGCAAGGAAAACAUAUCCAUUUUCCUGGCACUUCAGGACCCUGCAGUGCCCCUCUCCUCCCAACCCCUAUCCCAUGUUGCUGAAGGGGUUAAAACUCCUUGAGUGACUUACCUGAACCUAGAGCCGAUGUCCAUCGGCGCUGGGUCAGGCUCUGCCCAUGCUCCUCCCCCGCCAUCAGCCGGCUGGGGAGACAUAAUGCGCAUGCGUGGCUAACUUUUAUAAGAACUGCAAUAAUUACACUUGCAGGGUUAAGGGUGGUGGGAGUUGGCACCCAGACCACUCCAAUGGGCAGAAGUGGUCUGGGUGCCUCGAGUGUCCCUUUAAAGUAAUGGUGAAGCAGUAAUCAUUCAAAUGUUCCAAGUGUACACAUUAUUUCAUUUAAAUGUUUACAGGUACUCAUGAAAGUGUAUUUUCCUGGGAUGCUUCGUAUUAUGUUGUACACAUAUUUCCUAAAUACUUGUGGUAAGUACUGCAUAAACUGGAUACCUAUAACGGUCUCUAAACUACCUAGUUGUAGUUUGUGACUAAAUGCACUUUACUUUUCAAAACAGGUUUGCCCCCCGCCCUCCCAAUCACCUCUAGUCCCAGUUACCUAGAAAAAAAAAAACUGAAAAGAAUGUUUAUACAUGUAUAAUAGUUUUAUCUCUCAAAAACUAGGUGCAUUGUCUGAAGCUGUUUAGAAUGUAAUGGCAGAUAUGCCCUGCCACAAAUAAUAGGAUGACGGUAUCGCUGGAACAUCUCAGGUGUUCUGUGUUUACUCUUACUGGCAUAAAUUCAUAAUCAUGCCAAAGCUUAAAUUGCCAGUUCCUCUUGUUACUGUAGUUGUGUUUUGGCACGGGAAAUGAAAAGUGAUAAUGGGGUGGCAUGCUGUUACCUCCUGAAAUGGAACUCCGUUAAACAUUAAAAGGAUGGUGGCAUUUUCAGUGCGAGGGAAGCAGCCACAGUUCCCGGCCCAAACACUCAUUUACACACUGGUCUCCUAAUCACUCCAGUCUUGGCAUCCUGCGGAGCUCAGUCUGGGCCCACAGCACCCGCCUUACAGAGCGGCAUCGUCAUGAUGAUUCUCUCUGGAUGUGCAACUAUUAUUCAAGGUGAGUGAGUGGGUUUUCCUCCUGAGAGGCGGAUCAACCUCAGCAACGUUCAUGCAUGUAAUCUGGCUUGCAUAGCUGCUGUGUAUUUACAAGACUCUAAGGAUAACCUCGAUGCAUUUCCAGGUCGGAAAUUCCUGAGAAAGAAGUUAAUUGGCAAAGAGGUUAGCUUUAUACUAGAGUACAAGACUGCACUGUGGAGAAAGUAUGGAAUGGUUUGCGUCGGAAAAGAAACAUCUGGUGAGAACAUUGCAUAGUCCCUUGUAGCUGAAGAACUGGCCUCCCCACGUAAAGGAGUACAAACUACAACCCCAGAGCAGAAUAGGCUGGUGGAAAUAGAAGAACAAUCUUGAACAGCAAAAAAAGGGUUUGUGGAGUGAGGGCACUGACUUUCAUAUCAUCAGAGACAUUAAACACACAAAAGUGAAAUCAAGACACUUUGUGGACUUCAUGCAUCAGAAACCAGUUAACGCGGUUACUGAGCAUGUGUGAGAUGGAAGUGUGAUUAGAGCACUGCUACUUACUGAAUACUCUCUUGUUGCAGUGAUGCUGUCUGGUAUAAAGUGUCCAGCCUUUAAGAGAAAAGCUGAUGGCAUUGAGAAUUUUGACCCUUUUGCUGCAGAAGCAAAGUUUUGGGGGGUUUUUCAGAGUCAAGUUUGCUGCAGUGUGAUGUAUAAAUUAUUUUGGAAAGCAGCCACCAAAAAAAAACUUCAAGGGAACCGUUCUCCAUCCCAAUGGUAACAUCAGAGAAGUGCUCCUUAAAGAAGGGUUUGCUCAAUGUGUAGGCUGAGAAAGCGAAGGGCAGCAGAACGAUUUGCCCAAGAAAGAAAGAUAAGGAUCUGGAGAGCUUGUGGCGCCCACAGAAAAUUUGAAUCAGAAGGAUACGCAAGAUAUUGCCAAGGUGGUGCAAGUUUUAAACGCAGAUGCCAUGGUUGUAAAACUGAAUUCAGGGGAAUACAAACCUAUUCAUCUUUCCAGUACAAGGCUGCCAAGGUUUCAAGGAGAGGGAUCACAGGUUAAUAACAAGAAUAUUGAGUCCUCUCAAUUGCCUGUACAUGUUUAGGGCCAGAGAUUUUCUUCAGAAGAAACUUUUUGGGUGUGCGGUGGGGAGGUGAAUGUAGAUUAUAUUCGGUCAGCAAGCACAGCAAUAGAAAUUGUCCCAGUCUUUCCAGAGCAUACCUGUGCCACUGUCAUAAUUGGUGAAAUAACCAUUGCAGAAGCUGUAGUGAAGAAAGAUUUUGCCACAGUGAUCUGCUAUAGACAGAAUGAUGACCAGUGAUUCUCUCACUGAGGAGUUACUGGUAGCGGAAGCAUGAGCCAUCAAGAAUGCGAAGUCUCAAAGGCAAAACCGUUCCUUCCAUUCCUGCAGGGCCAGAUGCUCUGGAGCUAUUGUAAAGUAUGUAUUCAAUAGAUCCAGGCUUAAGCUUUACAUGCCAAAGGAAACCUGACUUAUCACAUUUCUCCUUGCUGGCAUUGAAUCUCCUAGAGAACCGAGAAAUAUGCCGGGUGGUGUUCAGGUAGGUGAGCCAUUAAGUGACAAAGCAUUGUUUUACACCAAAGAACUUGUAUUGGAAAGACAGGAAGUUGAAGCAAUGGACAAGGCUGGUAUCUUCAAUGGAUGGUUUCACAUUGAUGGAACACACAUUGUCCAAGGUUCACUUCACUGCUGAGCGCAGCAUCUGCUUCAAACCCCUCCUUUCUGCAGAAGAGGACACUAAAUAAAGAAGAAAAGAUCUGGUUGAAGUUUGAGGAGCUGCCAUUUGAAGUAGUGGCCAUGGUGGAGGAGAAAGGGAGAAAUGCCAAUCAGAAGCCUGUCCUAGUGGCAGAGAUAACAGAUGAUCUUCGCUUCUACAUUCAGGAUGUCGAGACAAGUACACAGCUGGAGACUCAUGGAAGGCAUGAGAAGAGAAAUCCCCAGCAAUCCUCCAUUAAAAAGCUCCUUCUCAUCACACCGUGGAGAUUACUGCAUCACCAAAUUUGUGAGUGGAGAGUGGUAUCGAGCUUGUGUGGAGAAAGUAGUCACCUGCCAAAGUACGUGUUUUUGUUGUUGUUUUUUUCUAGAGUAUUCAUUUGCAAUCAUCCUGCAAUUCAGCCUAAAGAUGAAAAGGUAUGUGGUGAACAGUGUAGUGAGAGACAUACACUCUGUGUCUGCUCAAUGUGGAACAUUUAUGGAACUGGAUGCCAGCAUGUCAUCCUACAGUAUUCAGACUCAGAGGAAGAUCUUUGAUCUCAGAAUAGACUGCUCGGUAUAACCUGUAGGCGUUAAGGAGAUUUCCGUGCAGAUAAUGCUGUUGAAUUUGGCGACAAUUGCUACAAAGUAGUGCUAUUCCGAAGAUGACACAGACCUAACCUUCUACCUACUCACCCGCUGACCUCUGAAUUCCCAUGACUAUCCUCUAAUUUCAAGCCCCAACAUUUCCCUAAUGCCUUUUUAUUGCAAGUGGCGAAGCACUAUAAUGGGACUUUCAAUUCCGAAGGGGCAUACACGGUUCAUUUCGGACAAUGCAACAACGUCAGCAUUACAAGUAUCCUGAAAACGUCAUAAAACACUAUUUUUUUUAUUUUACUUGUCAAAUUAGCUAUUUUUAACAAUUUCUUGUGAUCCAGUCUUGCAUCCUAUAAUUAUGUCCUAAACUGUUCAUCUUCAUAGCUUUCAGUCCGGUUCAUUAAAUAAUUGACUUGUUUUUCCUAUGUCCAGGGUCAUAUGUUUUGUCGUGUGUGUGUAUAUAUA